CUUGCUCAUUGCUUGCUGUUUUUAUUACUGCGUAAAGUGAGGCCUAAUCAUGCAGUUGUUUUGCUAGCAGUGACUCCCUUGCUAUGACAGCCUCUGGAGUGUUAAUUAACCAGCUUUGCUGUUGAAAAAAUAAACUGCCCUUUCCUUAAAAAGCAAACAUUUCAAUCUGUGUCUUAUGUUUUGAUUUUUUAGAUGGAUUUGCUGAUGUAAAGAAAAGUGACUUGGAUCUCUCCUGGCUGCUUACUAGACUACACUGUUGAGGUAUUUUUUAAAAUGAUAAACAUUUUUGUUUUUGAUUCUCAUAAUAGUAGUUGCAUGACUGAGAAUCAUCUGAUCUGCAGUUACAGAUGGCGAGUGAUGUGUUGGGUUACUCCUGGUCAGCAAGAGAAAGCCACAGUUGUAACUUCCUAGUUUUUGUUUUGGGGUUUUUAUGUCUUGAAAUAUGUUUUCCAAUUUCUAAAGUCCCAUAUCAUUGGCACACUGAAGGGAUUCUGCAAAUGUUUAUUGGAUCUUGGUAGGAAGCUGUCAAAAUGUGCUGUCUACUUGGCUUACAUAUACAAUUCCUUAAAGGCACAUUCCAAGUACUAAAACUGCUUCAGCCCAGUUCUGCACCCUCCCAGAGUAAGUUGUCCAAAGUGUUGAACAAUUUGAAAACCUAGCACCUGCUGCCUGCUCCCCUACAACUGGAAACUCUGCCAUUAAGCUAAGCAUUGUCAUUCAGGGUUGCACUCGUUGUCUUUCACCAAUUGGCAAGCCCUGUCUGGCAGGACUUAAUUCACUGCAGCUAAUGGAAGCUCUUUGCAGGUGAAUUGUAAAACUCCUUGCGGGUAAGUUGUAAAACUGUUCUUAAAUGGUAAAUUACUUAUUCUAAGAGGGUUCCAGACAGAACCUGUAGGGCAGCAGACUGUAGGGCAUGUUGCGCUUAUGAGUAUUCAGUUAAAAUUUAUAUACAACCUUACUUUUAAAACUUCGUGCAUGAGAAAGAAAUAUGUUCGAGGAAAUAUUCAUCAAGAACAGCUAAAGUGCUUGAGUAUGUAGGUUUAAAUGGGGGAACCAAGUAUUACAUAGUGACUCUUACAGAAAUGCGACCAUGUCUUAAAGGACCACUCUAGGCACCCAGACCACUUCAGCUUAAUGAAGUGGUCUGGGUGCCAGGUCCCUCUAGGGAUAACCCAUUCUUUCAUAAACAUAGCAGUUUCAGAGAAACUGCUAUGUUUGUGAAUGGGUUAACCUUUUCCCCCUAAUCCUCUAGUGGCGGUCUCAUUGACGGCCACUAGAGGCGCUUGCGUGCUUCUCACUGUGAUUUUCACAGUGAGAGCACGCCAGCGUCCAUAGGAAAGCAUUAUGAAUGCUUUCCUAUGUGACCGGCUGGAUGCGCGCGCAGCUCUUGCGGCGCGCGGCCCGACGGAGGAGAGAAGGAGGAUCAGAGGAGGAGAGCUACCCGCCCAGCGCUGGAAAAAGGUAAGUUUAACCCCUUUUCCCCUUUCCAGAGCCGGGCGGGAGGGGGUCCCUGAGGGUGGGGGCACCCUCAGGGCACUAUAGUGCCAGGAAAACGAGUAUGUUUUCCUGGCACUAUAGUGGUCCUUUAAUAAAGGAUAUUUUUCAAUUUUGUUUGGAUGCAUUGAUGCUUUCGAAAAAAACGCUUAUUCCUUUACCAUUAGUGAAUUAUGUCAUGUCAUGUUAAAAUUCCAGGAUUUCAUGCUUAAUGACUAAAACCCAUAAAAUUCAACACAAUUAACGCCUGUUAACAUUUGGUGUGGUUAAAUGUCGAUGUAUGAUGUGAUUGUAAGCACUUAAAGGAACACUAUAGGGUCAGGAUUACAAUUGUGCAUUCAUGACCCCAUAAUGUUACAAAAAGAGAUGUUAGGUGUCCAGGCCCCCCUUAAAUAUGGUUAAUAGUUACCUUUUAUUUAAGUGUUGUGCAGGUGCACGGCCUCACCCUCGCUCCACCUCCUUUGCCAGGCCGUAUCUUUUCAUAGAGAUGCAUUGAAUCAAUACAUUUCUAUGGGAAGCGUUCGGCAUCUCCAUGCAGAGCGCAUGAGUGACUGCCACUAGAGGUGUUCCUAGGCUGUAAAUGUAAACACUGCAUAGAGUCCCUUUAAGGGUGUGUGAUAGUCAAGAUUAGGCAGUUAAAACAAACAGAUCUCAUUCCAAAUUUGUGUGUGUUUUUCUAACACUACAGAGCUACCAAAUUUGUAAUCGGACAGCAAUGUUCUAAAUCCACAUUAAAGGAACACUAUAGUCACCAGAACUAAUUCUUAUUGUAUUUGUUCUGCUGAGUAUAAUCAUUCCCUUCAGGUAUUUUGCAGUAAACACUGUCUUUUCAGAGAAAAUGCAGUGUUUACAUUACAGCCUAGGGAUAACUCCACUGGCCACUCCUCAGAUGGCUACUAGAUGUGCUUCCAGUGCAGCACUCCCUUUCAGUGUCUCCAUCAUAGAGAUGUAUUGAUUCAAUGUAUCUCUACGAGGAGAUGCUGAUUGGCCAGGGCUGUGUUUGACUUGUGCUGGCUCUGCCCCUGAUCUGCCUCCUUCAGUCAGCCAAUCCUUUGGGGAAGCAUUGUGAUUGGCUCAGACCACCAUUUCUGAUUAUGACAGCAGGCAGGUCAGAGGCAGAGCCAGCAGCUACAGUCUUGAAUGCAGGUAAGAUUUUACUAUAUUUAGAGAGGCAAGAGAGGACCAGAGGCGGAUAGAUGGUGGUCUUAACACCAUAGGUCAGGAAUACAGGUUUGUGUUCCCGACCCUAUAGUGUUCCUUUAAGCCUUCCCUCAUAUCCAACUGGCUUUCCACACGGUUUCCCUCUCUCUCACUUCCAACCUCAAUCUGCAAGCUUGCAUGAGCAGGGCCUUAAUCACCAUUGCACCAGUAUUUAUUUAUAUGCCAAAUUUUAUGUAAUAUUUCUUCUGUCUUCUAGCUGACUUGUAAUCCUGUUAGGUUGUAUUAUACAUCAUGGUGGAACUUGCUGGUGUUUUUAAAAUAAUGUACGUUAAUGAACUAGAAGAGUGAAUUCUCACAUUCUGCUGACUCAGAGCACCUCCUGAUGUUGAACGUUGUAUAGGGUUACUCCUACAGCCAACUGUAUUGGUUAUAAGGCUGGGAGUACCAUGGGGCUGUUACUUGAUAAGAGGUAAACGGCUUUACAACGGUUUUUAUUGUACUUGGGACCCACCAGGGCGCCAAGUCUCCCCUAUUGGCUGAACUUCUACGAUCCCUGUGUUGACGUGAUCAUUUUCUAUUUUUAGCAUUAUCUAAAUGAGCAGGCAAGCGACCUUUAGUUUGGUAAAAGCUGUUUCUGGUGGAGGAUCAUUGAGGCAGUACUUGGGGAGAACAUGAUGGUCAAACACAAAUUGCACAUUAAUUUGUAUACUUAUUUAUUUAUUACUGGUAUUUAUAAAGCGCCAACAGAUUUGGCAGUUUUUUUUUUUUUUUCUUCUUAAACUAUUUAUAUAGACUCCACUAAAUAUAAACGGUUAUUAAAAAAUAUAUUUUUCAUUCCAGAGAGAGUGGUAUGUAGUUCACGCUUACAAAUGUAGAAACUGUGGACAUGAAAGGGAGUUUAAUGUAAUGUAUUCUUACAGAUUUAUAUAUGCAAGUAACAUUACAAGCAUGUUCUAUGUUAUAUAAGCUGAUGUACAGUGGAGUGGAAGUCUCUGCUCUUGAGUGCUUACAGUCUAAGUAAGAGGGUGUCUUAUCUUUGUCCUUCAAGUGGUUUUGACUGCAUUUCAUUUAAUUCUCUUCCAGUAAGCAGUUGGCAGAGAAUUAUAGGAGUUAUUGUCCAACAACCACUCUAGAGCUAAUAUUCCGAAGCCCUAUGUCUACUGGGUUGAUAAGAAACAUUGGUGGUGAGACUGCACUCUAGGAGAGAUACAAUGACUAAGAUGGCAGCAAGGUGAAGGUUUUCAUAAAUGUGUAUGGUUAUUUGUUAUGCUUCUCAGCACAGGUCGAGAGCGCUUUAAAAACCAUGCAAUGUGGGUGAGCAUGUGAAAAAGCAAGAUAAGAAAUUCAACCACACACGAUAAAAUACCCCAAAAAUAUUGUAGGGCAAAGAAAUUUAAGCAGAACACGGGGGAAAUUCCCCAAAAUUCUGAACGUUUCGAUUUUUAGUUAAUAUUGUAUUCCCAGCUGUCCUGGCACAGUCAGAGCAUACAAUGUCACUUUGUUUAACUUCACAAUGUUGAGCAUGCUAGCUCCUUGAUGUAUGAUAGUUGUAAGGAAAUGCCAGAGCAAAUAUGUGCUCGAAGAAAAAUGUGUUUACUAGAUGCUGAAGUGCAACUGGAACCCUGAGAGUGCUGAGGAGCUAUGUUUAUUUUAUACUCAUCCCCUGCAUUUUACUAGUUUACUGGGUUAAGGCAUUUAGGAAGUGUUCAAACUCCAUCCUGAUGUGCCUCUUUAUACCACACUCUGCUCACUAAUGUUGCUUCUUAUUUAUAAAUUGUAUACAUACAAUCUAAAGUUAGCAUUUAAACUGUACAACCCCAGUGCACUGCUGUAUUAUUAUUAAUGCUCGAACUGUUCAUCUCACACUAGUACUAGUUAGUGCCUCUGAAGGGAAACCAAAUUCUCACAACUGCUUUGUAAAUGAAAGAUUUUUUUAUUUUUUUUGUAGCACUUUAAAUUCUCUGAGAUUAGCUACAGUUUUGUGAAAUGCAGGUGUAUAAAAUAGUGUGAGUGAGGACAUUUUUUUUUUUUUUUUAGUUUGCUAUGCACCUGCUUUUUGAAUUUAGUAACGUUGUCUGAGUUGUGGCAAAUGGGGGAGUUUCUGUGGUUAGGAAUAAAUUUGAGUUUCUUUCUUCUUUUAACGUAGAAUAGAACAUCAACGCUGCUUGUUACAAUUGCUGGUUUGUAUUUAUGAGUAAGAUUAUUUAUAUAGAGAUAUAUAUAUAUAUAUAUAUAUAUAUAUAUAUAUAUCUGACAAUUUGUAUACCCUUUGUCAAUCCGUUAAAACAGAAACCCAAUAGGUCCAUGUGUUAUAUUUUAGCAACCAUUGCUGUUGAGCUAAAUCAGCAAAGCAAAGGAAGUGUGUGCAAAUCGCAUUCUCCUGUAGAUUUCCAAGUCCUUGUCAGAGGUUAUAUCAGCAUUAUGCAACCAUUUAGCUUAUUGUAGUGUAACCAGAGACCGUUAAAUGUAAACACCUAGAAGUAAAAAAAAAAAAAAUGCAGUAUUACAGGAAAGUUAGUUGUUUGUAAUCUGAAAUAUGCAACCUCUUGGAGACAGUCAUAAAAAGCGGUGCUUCAAACUAUUUUGGUGUAGUGGUAUUCGAAAGUACAUAUUUAUAUGGGGUUCUUUCAUUUAGCCAGAUAGUUUACCACCAUUACUUGUAAUCAUAUAUUCCGAAUAAGCCUCCAGCAAUCUUUUUUUUUAUUAUUAUUAUUAAAAAAUAAAUGUAUACUUCAUUGCCUUGAGCAUCUUCUUAUUUACAGUAUGUCAGAAUUGUGGUAGUUUUUUCUCAUUUAAAAUGAAACACUUUGUAAAGAAAACUAUUUAAAAAAAAUAGACACAUAAACCAAUCAAGUUUAUUAGUGCAGGGCCCUUGUCCCCUCAAAGAAAUGCUAUAGCGUCAGGAAUGCAAAAAUGUUAUCCUUACACUACAGUGUUUAACUAUUUAGGUCCCCAGCCUUCCUUUCAUCUCAUUGGAAAAGUGGUUUAACUCACCUUUUCUCUCAUGCCGUGCCGGUCUUGCCAUGGCUGGCAAUAUAAACACUGCCUUUUCUCUGAAAAGGGGGCGUUUGCGGUGCUCAGCCUGCAUGGACAGGUUAUAGUGACCUGAACUGCCACAUUAAGCUGUAGCAUAGUGUCUCUUUAACCCCGUAAGGACCAAACUUCUGGAAUAAAAGGGAAUCAUGACAUGUCACACAUUUUAUGUGUCCUUAAGGGGUUAACACUGAGAAACUGCAUUGUGUACAUUGCAGGGUUAAGCCCACCUCUACUGGUUUCUUCCAGACAUCCACUGGAAUUGCUUUGUAGAGUCUAACAGAAUUUAAUUCUGUGAUAGACGUUGGAUGUCCUCACGCUUUGCAUGAAGACUUCUGUCUGCAAAUUCCCCAUAGGAAAGCAUUGAUUCAGUGAUUUCCUAUAGGGAAGCUUUAAUGUUCGCACAGGCACAUUAGGUCUCUUCAUUGUUGUGACUUUGCUGAGUAGACUUCGUGCCAAGGGUGCAUCAGCACUGGAAAGAUGUAAGUGUGUAAAAGUUUUUAACCCUUUAAUGCUCCCACCUAUCUAUUCUCCCUAAUACACAAGUAUGUCCCGUCUAGGCCCUUGCGCUUUGCUGAAGACUUAAAUCUAUCUUCUGUACGUACUCCCACCUCUGAUGCUCGUCUUCAAGACAUCUCGAGGGCUGCACCGUUCCUGUGGAACUCCCUUCCCUCCUCCGUUAGAUGCUCUCCCAGUCUCUACUCCAUCAAAAAAAAAUCAUUAAAAACCCACGUCUUCAUAAAAGCAUAUAAAUUAAACUAAUAGCUCCCGACUGAUUCCUAUCUUGCAACUGCCAUUAGUCUAAUACUAUUAUUGUAAGCUCAUUGAGCAAGGUCCUCAGCCCCUCUGUUCCUGUGUGUCCAAUUUGUCUGGUUACAACUACAUGUUUGUUCGUCCACCCACUGGUAAAGCGCUGCGGAAUGUGUUGGUGCUAUAUAAAUAACAUAAUAAUAGGAAUGCACAACAACUUUUCUGCAACAACUUAUAUGCUCAUAAAAGUGCUGUACUGGUAUUUAUGGGAUAAAGUCAGCACUGCAACUUCAAAUUUUUGUGUGUUUUUUUUCUUUUGUGCACUUCACCAACAUGCAAAAUCUCUAUACAAAGGAAGAAAAGUUAUUGUGCAUCAAAUGCCACGUGUCCUUUCUGAUGACAUAUACAAUGUUUGUUUUAAUAAUCAAUCUAUUCUUAACGGAGAUGGUUACUAGACCUUUCUCUCCUUUCAUCGUGGGGUGAUUAUUGCAAAUUGUUUUCACUUAUUAAAAUGUUUAAUUCCACAAAUUCAACAUGGUACAGUUAGUCAGCAAAACCACAGUUUCCUGAAGAGGAAAUGUCAAAGUAUUGUUUGGUUCUCUCCACCCCUAUAUGAAAAUAGCCAUUUUUUUUUUUUUUCCUGAUCCCAAUUUGCUGUACAAAGGAAUAGUAACCAGCCAUGUCAUAUACUGGUCUUUAAAAAAAUUAAAACUCAAAUGCCAUAUCCUUUCCUAUAUUGCCAUCAUACAGGUCACACAACAAACUAGCAUUGAAUAUCCUCCAAGGUACCUUGCUUGUAGUUGACAACACACAUGCAUAAUAUGCAGAAAGCGUGUUUAAAGGGUUACAACCUUGACAAGGGUUUUUGGGGUUUAUUUUUGAGUGCUGCUAUUAAACUAUUGCUUAAGUUUGUUCCACUUAACUGUGUGAUCACUCUUCAGAACAGCUAGCAUUUGUUUUAUGCUUAAAUUCUGCAGAAAGUUUGAAUGAAUAUUACAAAAAUGGUACUAAAUGGGAACUCUGGAUUCCGUGUGAGGAGAGUGAUUUGUUUUUUUCAUUUUUUUCAGUUUAAUCUAUUUACUAUGCUAGUUCUAAGUUCAGAAAUAGCACUGUUUACUUGACUGUUUCUAAAUUGUAAAUGUGUGUUAAGCAGGGUCUUCCUUUACACAUUCUUGUAUGCCAUAUUUCAUAACAAUUAUUUGUGCCUUGUCAGCCAUUUAUAUUUGUUUGACUGACAGAAAAACUGCUACUAAUAAUCAAAUGGAAUUUUGUGUGAUUUCUGCUCAUAUGAAGCCUGUCAUGAUACUUCCUGGAACGAGAAGGCUGAUAUGUUUAUGAACUCCCUCCUAGUCCUCCAUUGUCUUCAUUUCUUCAGCUCCAAUUAGAAGAAGCUAUUGGGAGCUGCAUUAUCUUGCUACUCUCUCAUGCAUGUGUGGGAGUACAAAGCGUGUUCUAAGAAAUAUCUCACAACAUAUGUAUAUUCCCUGCGUAGUAACAUUUCAAGUGUCCUUUAAUCUUGCACAGUCUGGGCACCAGCACAACUUAAGUGCAAUAGAUAGGUUUGGGCUUACUAUUUCUGAUUUCCUUUUCUCCGUACGCCUGGACUACAAACCUAUCAAAUUAAUCCAAGUAACUAGCGAGAUAAUAACAGGAGAGAUAACAGACAGAAGGGAGCACACAGGUGUGUAAUGGUUCUUGCAGGCAUCAAACGGUAAAGGCUGCAAAAGGGACUGGAAUGCGUCCAUUGUGGCAAGGGAGGGAUUUCGGUAGGUUCCGCUGGAUCGUCCCUGUGUCUGGGUUCCCUUUCAGCCUAUACCCAGCAGAGGGAGAGGCGUUGAAGUCCAUGGGUCUGCUUCUGGGUACAGCCAUCGGCUCGAUAUCUGUGGUGGGAGCUUCUUGUGUGGUCUCCCCGUCUGCCCCAGCUCUCAGCGUACUCCCGAGCACUUGAGCUGUCAGCCUCAUUGUGAGUUGCCGCCGGAGCUUGAGGUCCACCAGUAUGUUGCUUUCUCUUGCUUGGAGUGGUGUUCCCCUGGAGGGAGUGGGGUAACGCUUUGAUGGGGUAGCCCCAUUUGAGCGUGGUGUGGCACAGCGUUGGUCUGGGCCUGUGGCGUAUAGGCUUUUGCCGGGUUUGUUCGCCUUCUCCCUCCCGCCUUCCAGGCCGCAUCAUUGCCGUGUUCAGGAGCUGUGUGCUGCUGUGUAGCUACACGUGGGGUUAUAGUUGGUGGGGCCACUUCAUCAGCGUCCUCAUUAAGGUUAAGUUUGGCCCAGAAGGCAGCGAAUAAACGGUCCAGCCUCUCCUCCAGAGAGGGUAGCGGAGAGGCAGGCACUGGGUCACACGUGGCACCUGCCAUGAUACCCCCCUCUGUUCCGGCUGUGCAGGUAUGUCCCUGCUGGGGGUCUGUUGCUGGGUUACAGGCUUUAGAUGCCGGGAUAUCCCUCACCGGCAAAGGGGGAGAGAGGGGGAGUGUGUCGGGGGACCUUCAGGCUAGUGAGCUCCAGCCAGCGGAGGGAUCGUCCGCCUCCCCCACGCCGUCUGAGUAGGCCUCCUGUAGUCCUCAGGUCUGACCCCGGGAUGGAUCUGCCAGUGUCUGUGGAGGGAACUCUCGCUUGCUGUCUCCUUCUCCGGGUCUUAUGAACCGGUAAGAUUUGACGUUUUUGCAGUAAAUGUGGCGGAAUUUGAGUAUGUUAGCACAGAGCUCUCACGAAUGAAGCCAAGCUCUGCCCCCCCAUUUUACACACUUAACAUACCUACACAAACACACACACUCUGCAUACAUUAUAUACACACACUACACAAACACUCACGGCACAAAUACACGCACAAACACACUGCAUUCAUUAUAUACACACUACAUUUACUAUACUUACUACUCAAACACACACUGCAUCCACUACACACACACACACUGCAUCUACUACACACACAUAUUCUGGAAAACAAAAAUUUCUGACUGGCAUGUAUAUUUUGUGCAUUUACUUAAUAAAAAAAAAAAAAUUUGCAAAAAAUAAACAUGUUCAGUUAACAGUAGAUUUGUGUAGAAAUAGUAUCAUUUAUUUUUUUUUAAAUGGUAAAUGUACAGACUAUCGGUAUCUGUAAGUUAUCGGCUAUCUGCCGGAAAGGCCACAGAUUAUCGGUAUCUGCUCUAAAAAAAAAAAAUCAAAAUCGGACAAUGACCAAUAUACAGACAUGAUUGUGCUGCAAUGGCUCCUUCACAAAAAGCUAUGAAGGAAUUUCUGAGCGGUCACUGGGAAGCAUAUUUGACAAAUAUUGUCUCUGUAUGACUCCUUCAACAAUUUUUGAGGUGUACGCACACAUUUUUCAUUAAAAGGAAAGAUCACUCCCUAGGGCUUUUCAUAUUGUUUACUUAUAUCUGUAUUUAACAAAUGUUAUUUGUGAGGUUUGAAAUGUGAAAUCCUAUAUUUAAUUGUAUAUCUAUUUUUCCUGCAACUGGGCGCCUUCAUCUAGUUUAUUGUCAAUGAUUGAUAUAAGUUCUGUCCUUUGGACCUGUUAGUCAGCAAAUACAAAGCAUACAUAGAAGAGAAGAACUGAAACCAUGUUUCUAUUUCUCACCAUUUCCAAUGUUUGUCUCCUGUAUUGUGAUGCAAUUUUCUCAAUCAUAUUUCAAAGGGACAAUAUAGUCAUGUAGUUGUUCUGGUGUGUAAUAGUAUGUUUCCGCAGGCUUUUCAAUGUCCACACUGUCUGUUUUCAGAGAAAAGGCAGUGUUUACAUUGCUCCUUAGGGACACCUACAGUGACAGUCCCUCAGACGGCCACUAGAGGUGGUCCUGGGUGCAGCACUAACGUUCUGCGUCUUUACUCUCUGCAUGAACUUUCCCCGUAGAGAUGCAUUGAUUCAAUCCAUUUCUAUGAGGAGAUGCUGAUUGGUGCAGAGCAGCAUUUUUGCUGCACAUGCGCAAUAGCCUCCCAAUGUUUUCCUAUGUAGCAGAGCCAGUAGCGACAGGAUUUGCCCGGCGCUGGAAAAAGUUGAGUAAAACACCCUUCUAACCUGAAGUAAAAAGGGCUGGGAGUGCUAAACUGCUAUUUAGACCUAUAGUUUCAGGACUACACUAUUUAAAGGGACUCUAUAGUAUUAGGAAUACAAUUUGAAACUCCCUGAAAUAUAGGUAAAAUCGAGUAGGUGAUUUUCAAUGGUGUUCAUUUCAGUGAAGUGGCAGUUCCCCUUUAAAUGAGUUUUAUGUUGUCAUUGAUGUUGGUCACCUUCCCAGGAUAACACAUUUGCAAAUAAUGCAGCUUCAAUACAGCUAUACCUUUGUGUUUACUUUUAUUGCAAAAAGCUGAUGGAAAACCUACAUAUAUCUCACUUAUCACAUAAUUGUAUUGUAUAAGGCUAUGCUUCUUCACUCAAACUAGCUGCGUCUUCUUAUUUUAUUAUUUUACUAGAAAUGUGCCUUUGCUCAUUAAUUGUUUUAGAAAUGCUAAUUAUACUAAUACAGGCUUGUAAACAGCAGUAGUAAUAUAAGUGAGUGAUGCCCACUGCAGUUUGCUUGAUGCACGUUUUUUUUUUCUUUCAUUUCUUCUGUACCUCGAACAAGAGCUAGAGUGCAGUAUUCACACGCUUUUGACCACUGACCGUACUUUUCUUUGAUCAAAAUCCUUUACUUUAUUUUUCCAGGUUUAAUCCUACUAUAUUUUUUGACUUUAGGAUAGGGGAUUGUAUACAUCUAUAUUUAAUGCAGACCUGUACCUGACAAGUUAUUCAGGGUCAUGCCCUUUGCAUGACUGAUGCCUUUAAUAGUUUUAUAGAUUUUUUUUAUUUUUUUUCUGUUUACUGCAUUAUUUCUCACAUGUAAGCUGUUUAGUCAUAGUACCUAUCAUUUAAUCAAUAUUAGAAAUUAGAAUAGCAUUUAAACAUUUAGACAUUUAAUGCACUUCAUUUAGCUAUAUAGUUAUAUUCAUGACGGUUUAUAAAAGUGCUAAUUCCAAUAGAAAUCCAGCACUUCUAUAAUACUUCACUUUACAGAGCCAAUGGAAGUGGCCAGCACCUUAAACUAGUGUUCCCACCUUACUGCACCUCAUUGCUAUAGCUCAUUGAAAAGCUUAGUGUGCUUAAAGGAGAACUAUAGGGUCAGGAACACAAACCUGUAUUCCUGACCCUAUAGUGUUAAAACCACCAUCUAGCCCCCAUGAUCCCCUCAUGCCUUCCUAAAUAUAGUAAAAUCUUACUUGUAUUCAAGUCUGGAGCUGCUUGCUUUUUCACUGUUUCCUUUUGACCUUACCUCUGCCUGCUGACAUCAUCAGAAGUGGUGGCCUGAUCCAAUCACAGUGCUUCUCCAUAGGAUUGGAUGAGACUGACAAAGAGGCAGAUCAGGGGCAGAGCCAGCACAAUUCAAACACAGCCCUGGCCAAUGAGCAUCUCCUCAUAGAGAUUAAUUGUAUCACUGAAUCUCUAUGAGGAAAGUUCAGUGUCUGCAUGCAGAGGGAUGACACACUGAAUGUUUGGAUGCAUUUUAGGCAGCCAUGACCAAUGAAAAAUCUCUAACAGCCAUCUGAGGAGUGGGCAGUGAAGUUAUCAAUAGGCUGUAAUGUAAACACUGCUUCUUAUCUGAAAAGACAGUGUUUACAGCAAAAAUGCUGAAGGUAAUGAUUCUUCUUACCAGAACAAACUCAUUAAGCUGUAGUUGUUCUGAUGGCAAUAGUGUCCCUUUAAGUACUUCCAGGCAACCAACUACCAGCUUUGUUAGUCUGGAGACUGACCUGCUAUGUUUCAAAUGUUAUCUUGUACUUUGCAGACUUUGAUUUCCUUAGCAUAGUUGGAUUUGUGAUGGUCAACAUUUUUUUUUUUAAUUCCAUGUAGGAUUGAAAUGUGAUCCCAUAUACACCGUGAACAUGGUUUAAAAUGUGAAGUCCUAUGCUACUAACCAGACUUUAAAAGUUGCUAGCCACUACAAAUCAUAGCAUACCCAUAGGGGAUGAAUAGCUACUUACCAGGGCUAAGGUUUUACUUGCCAACGGCUAGUGGUGAGUGGACCAUUUGAGCAAUGUUUCAAAAACAUAUUAUUCAAAAUUGGUAAUUUUUUGAUCGAGCAGUGAUAUAAUAAUCUCCUUAGUGUUAUGUUCCAUUUUAGUACAAGUAAGCAUCUGUUUAGAUCAUGUGUAGUUAUUUCUUAGCUAAUACUUUUGAAUUAUUCUAGUUAUCUGGUGGCCGUGGAUCUUAUGUGAAAGCAUAAGUCCCCUCUGUCGUUAUGUACAGCAGUAAACCACCACCCCACUUCCUGUGGGUGUUGAUUCUGGUACUGUUUGCUGACUUCCAUCAGAAACCGGAAGCACAACUACUCCUGCAUUUCGCAGCAAACAAUGGUUUAAAAAAUAAAAUAAAAAGAGAACUUUUGCCAUUAUGCCAGGAAAUCAAAGGGAACUCCACAGAAAUCCCAAGGGAGAAGUGUUGUCAAAUACAGUAAACUAAUAUUUGCAGAUGCCUUUUAUUUUAAUGUAAUUUUUUUUUUUGCAUUUAAUGAAUGAGGUGGUGAGGAGAUAGAAAAAGUAAAUGAUCUCAUCCAGCCUCCUCUCACUAAACUGCAUAAUGAUGGCAUUUACCAUAGUACACAAUUAACUUUUUAUGUGUUUGUUUAUUUAUUUUUUUUUAUAUAUUUUGGGAUGUAUCUUAUUUCCUUCUCUUUCUAAAGUUAGGGCUAAGUUUACAUAUCUUUUACCCUUAGAGCAGCAUAAGGGAAAUCAUUUUAAAUUUGAAUACAUUUAAUUGUGUUUCGUGACUUAGUGAGAAUUCCAAUUAAAAUUUCAACAUUUUGGGGAAAUAGCCAAAUUAGAAACAAAAUUUUCAAAUCAUAUGUUUUCAGCUUGGCAGUUUUGCUCUUAAGUUUUAAAUUCACUUUGAAUUGCUAGGAAUACUUAAGUAAAUAUCCAUGCCAGGUUAUUUUUGGCCCUUUAUAGUAAUGCUGGAUAAACCAGGUGACUCUGGGAUGUGUCUGCUGUAAAAUUCAACCUUUUUGUUUGUCUCUGUUCUGUUCUGGUUUUUUUUCUUUUAUAUAUAUAUAUAUAUUUAUAAUUUAUAUAUAUAUAUAUAUAUAUAUAUAAUUUAUAUAUAUAUAUAUAUAUAUUAACUACGCAGUGUUUAUUUUAUAUUUGGGCAGAGGAUUGUCCAUUUAAGCGAUGGGGCCUUUUCUUUAACUUGUUUAUUUUUUGUUAAAUGUUAAUGGAGCGUUUCACAAUUGAUGUUCCUCGGAACCCUGGUGUUAUGUGAGAAGAAAACUGGGGUUCUGCCGCUUCUUGCCCGUCAUGUGACCCAUGCCACCUGAUCAGACACCGUGACCCAUUAAGAGCUCGACCUUGCCCUAUAGUAUCGGAUCCUGUGAGGAAGAUCACUUCCUCCACUUUUCUUUUUGUUGUUCUGUCUCUCACUGUUAAAAUACACCUACCAUUAAAAUUAUAGACUGAUCAUUUCUUUGUCAGAGGGCAAAUGUUCAAAAUCAGCAGGGGAUCAAGUACUUUUUUUUUUUUUUUUCACUGUAUCUGUAGAAAUUAGUGUGUGUGUGUGUGUUUGUGUUUGUGUGUGUGUGUGUGUGUAUAAAUAUAUGAAAUUUGCUAAAAAAAACCAAAAACAUUACAUUCUGAUAACUAAGAAAUUUGCCCUACAGUGCAAUUUUUUUUUUUUGAGGGGGUUCCAGGAUGUUGGUACACUUCCAUUGGCUCUCCUAAUUGGCCAGCUGAUUGCUCUUUGCCAAGAAUCGAAGUCCUAGACCACCAGGUUUGGCUCAGACUCCAGGUAAAAAGGCAACCCGUUGUAAAAAAUGCUUUACUACUUGCAUUGAGGGGCUCUUCAGAGCAUAACAGUGGCAGGUUGGUGGCAAGGUUUGACAUGCCUGUUCUAGAUUUGGUUUCAAGUGUAACUCUUAUUAAAAAAAACGAAGUACAAACUUAACAUCAUCUUUUGUUUUGUCUCAUAGCAUCAACACUUUUAGAAGAUGACGACGGAAGAGGUGGUCGUUGUUGCAAAGUUUGAUUACGUUGCACAGCAAGAUCAGGAGUUGGAUAUCAAAAAAAAUGAAAGGCUUUGGCUCCUAGACGAUUCAAAAUCUUGGUGGCGUGUUCGCAAUUCUGUGAACAAAACUGGAUUUGUACCAUCUAACUAUGUUGAAAGAAAGAACAGUGCCCGUAAAGCAUCAAUUGUAAAAAAUCUAAAGGACACAUUGGGUAAGUCCAAACUUGUAGUGAUCUAUUUGCAGGGUACAGAAAAAAUGGACCAGCGAUGUAUAGAUCAGUGAAAAAUGGUUUGUUGAAAUAUAAUAUACCUAAUAUGUACAUUGAUAAAAAAGCAAACCGAAGGAUCAGCGCUGUACAACCAAAUAGUAAAGAAAAAGCAUCAGCAAACAUAAAAGAUGGGACUCCCUCAAAGACCCAACAGAAAUAGAAUAAGGCCGCAAAUCAGGAAAAGGUUGCGCCAAUUGUGAGCAAAUAAGUUUAAAAUAUUAAGACACUAAAACAAAUAAACAAAGAACACGUAGCAAAUAUAAAAGUCCAAAGUCAGUGUGUAAACUUUCAUAGGUAGCAGCUAAAUCCCAUAGACACAGUCGCAGACAGUCAGUCACACACACACACACAUACGCACACCCUUACAGGCAGACUGUGUCACACACACACUCUCACUUGGGCUGGAAGAAGAGUGGAUUAGUUGAAGCUCCUGGAGUCUUAGUUGGGGAAACAGGGACUCCUAUCUGCUUCCCCUAGAUGUGCAGUGAUAACUGCAGAGGGUGGAGGCCGUGUUUAGCUUCGCCACCACUGCCGAUUUAGCCCUGCCCCCACUGUCCUUCCGUGCGCCCGAUUUUGAAGUAAUGCGGCUGCCCCUGCGUGUGUGAGCUGUGUCGGUUGCCAAGUGCCCCAGCUGCCAUGGGGACCAGUGCGCCGCACAGCUCACACAUCCCUAAGGCCAGCCCUGGUCGUGGCACCCGGGGCACACCCUCCACCCACCCCCUAGUACGUCACUGUUUGUGAUUAUAUACCUCAAAGCACUAUCACUUUAAUUGUUUAGUUUGGACGCUGCAUUAUUUUUAAUUACAUUUAUUAUAUUUAUUUUGAUAUAAUAUAACAUUAUAUAUGUAUGUGUGUGUGUGUGUGUGUAUAUAUAUAUAUAUAUAUAUAUAUAUAUAUAUAUAUAUAUAUAUAUAUAUAUAUAUAUAUAUAUAUAAUUAUAUUCACAGUGCUCUUACAACAGAUUAUCAUAAUACACUUAUACUAUUUAGCACGAUUUAAUUUGUCUCCCACGAAUUCGUGUAGGACCAACUGAUAUUGGGGUAGUGGGCUUAACACAAUAUGGCUAUAUGGUGGAACUAAAUCCCCAUAUUUGUUUGCUGAGAGAGGGUAUUUUAAGUGGACUUAUAAAAAUAAAUUUUUUAAUUUUAUGUGUACUGUAAUUUACCGUAAUCUGUAUUAUAAUAUUUUAAAAGGACAGUCCAGGUAGAAGUUGACUUUUUAUGAAUUUUAGAAAUAAUGCACGUAAGAAAUAUGGCUGUGUUUAAUUUACAAAAGCAAUGUCUUUCUGGUUUUGCCAAGUACGUUCAUUACUACUUUUUAAUAAACUAAACUAUUUGAAGUUGAGCUUUGUAUGGUCAGGGCACCCAUUUAUUUGUGCAUUCACAUACGCUGUUGAAAAUCGAUGUCUAAAUAUAGGUGCUCUAUGCUGGCUGGAUAAAUUGUUUGGGAGAAAAUAAAUUUUUGAUAAUAAGGAUAUGUGAGAUUGUUAGUGCGGCUCUGUCACCACAAUAUAAUAGCUCAGAUUUUCAACUGAUAUUUGCGUGCUUUGUUUCCUUUUUUUUAUUGUAAAAUAGCUUGUCUUGGUCUGGCGUGGAGUAAUCUAGGUUUUGGUUUGUUUACACAUUCAGUUCAGUUUUGUCACUAGAAACUUGUGCCAGGCUAAUCUGCUUCACAUCUUGGUCACUCGAGGCUAUAGGUUUCUAUUGUUAGCAUUAUUUACUUGUGUGCUUACUACGUCUCACUUUUAUGAAUGCAAGUUAAAGUUUCAUAGGCUGUUACUUCAGUGGCACACCCUGUUCUCAUACUUAAUUGUGCACAUUGAUUAAGGUUUUUAAAGAAACACUUCAUAGAACUGCUUCAGUGAUGACUGCAGAAACCAAGAACUGGCUAAAGCAUUUUAAAGUUUUAUUUGUUGUUUUUUUUUUUUUGCCCACAAAUAUGCUUAAAUAUCAUUUUAAGAAAUCAGGAUGACUUCACAAACUCAGGCUGAGGAUAACUUUAUAAGUUAAAAGAAAUGUAAAAAAAAAAUAUCAAGGGUUCAGUGUUGUGGGUGGUAGUCAAAACUUUUUUUUUUUUUAAUUUAAAUUUUUGUAUUUUAACAUUUUACUGAAGUAGUAUGUUUGUUUGUUUCUGUAUGAUAUCCUAGACUUUAUUUUUGCCAUUUUGUGAUGUUUUGUUGAUAUGUACACAAAUCUCCCAAUGCAAGGUAAUUUGAAUAUUGCAGCAUCUGGUUUUGCAGACCUGUUAUAGAUUAUUCCUGGAGUGGUGAGAGCUUGCUUACUUAUAUUUACUAGGAUUUACACCAAAUUCUGAAUCGUCAUUGCAAAUCUAAGCACUUUUAAAAAAAAAUAAAGAAUUAUCAUAUGUUUUAUAAAUGUAUUUCUACAAUUCAUUAAAAUGGAGAGGUAGAUGGGUGUCUUCUCCAGCCAAGAAUAAUGCAUUCUACUCCAAAUAGUAAAAUUUUGAUUAGUCAUCUUCAUUUUUUUUUUGCCUUAUAGUCAGCUGGUCGCAGUUUUUACUUAUUUCCACGAGCACAGUUUCAGUUGGAUCCUUUUUUCCUUGUGUGUUGGCAUGGUUAGGUUCUGUGAUUUUCACUUAGUGGUUUAUUUUAUGGAAAAAGGAAGUGUAUCUUAUAAUUUGGCCACAAACUAGUCUUAAUAUGAAAGUAUAUUUUUCCCCACUUUUGUUUUCUCAAUGCUUUGUGGUUUUUUUUUUUUUUUUCUUUCUCUAAUCUUAUGACCAAAUCAUGCAAAUCAGCUUCCAUGUAACUAGGCCAACACGCCUGGGGUAGGAACUGUUCUUCUGCUAAACUGAGUAACUAUGCACUAUGACUGGAGGGCACCAGCCACUCAUUCAUUAAGCUUGCUGUUGGCAUGUUUACACAAGCCAGUCUCAUUCUGACAUGGUGAGGUCAAUUUCCUGUGACCUUGCUACUUCACUCUUCCACUGUUUUUAUCAAGAUCAUUGAGAGCAGACCUUUAGGGGUUUCCUUUUAAAGCGACACUGUUGGUAACGUCUAGGGUGACUUUCUGGAUUUAUUGGGGUAAUUGUGUGUCCUGCAUAUUAAAAGUGAAUCUUACAUCUCAAUUUGUUUUUGCUUUAAGCGGUUAUAUGAAACUUACGAUCUCUGAAUAACUUCCUCUAGCUAUUAGACAUAAGUAAACAGCAGCAUUCCAUGAAUAUCAUGUGACUACCUUUUACUUCACUGCACAUAGUGUUUCAUCAAGGCACUCAGUACUUAUUAUUGAACAGAAACCUGAACAAGUGUUGGCUUUGUUUUCAUGGUGUGGUAAAUUGAGUGCAGUGGGUGCAUUCUUCUGAUCACUGCUGCCUUAGCAACCUAUGGCACACAAGGUGUGCACGCAAGACUGCCAGAUGCAGAAUAGAAUGAUCUUCCCUAAAGCUGGCCUGACAGAGGACCUCUUCAGGUAUCUCCUAAUGCCCGAUUGCAAUGGGCGAUGAGGGGAAACCUUCAGUUCAGUUGUGACAGCACUUGGAGGAACUGAUCUCCUAUUACUUCCUUCUAGCGCUUGUGAAGGAAGCCACGAGGGAGGAGAGGAGCAUGCUGAGGCACUUGCCUUGUCCUGUAACUAAUCAAACCAAUCCCCACUGGACCCUAUGGAAGUUGCCCUCCUGCUGGUAACUCAUAAGCAAUCAAGAGGGUGACUAAAAAUAACUGCACUGCCAGUGUAUCCGUGUAGUAAUGUGUGUUACAGUGUGUGUGUCUUGCAAUUUGUAUGGGCCUAGCAGUGCGAUUGUGCACAAAUGCAUAUAUACAAUCAUACAAAGCAGCAGCACCCAUGCAUAACUCAAGCAGUAUAAGGCAACAUACACUGUUAAUUAAAAUUAAAAAAUAGGACGUUUACAAGGGACUUCAAAACCUUGUUUUGGCACAGUGCUGCUAAGGGUUUCUGACCCAUUUGGGGACACCGAUACUAUUUUCCCAAAGUAUAUGCAGAUUAUUGGUUGCCUUUUAUAACCUGUAUCAAUAUUCUGUACGUCGUAAAUGUUUGGAAAAAGCAACACAAUUUCUACACAAAUUUGGCAUUAAUUGAGCAUGCUGAUAGCAAUCAUUUUCCUAUCACUCAGUCAUCCAGCCCGGUAUAUUACAGUAGAUUAAUGGUCGGAGGCAGCAGUUUCCAGAUGCGUCUUCAACUGGUGUUGAAAAACUAGUGUGCAGUUUUACCAACACCAAAUUGUCUUUUUUUUUUUUUUUUUCUCCCUCAUUCCCCUCUAGUGGCUUUUAGCAGUUAAAGGGAUCCUAUAGUGCCAGGAAAACAAACCAGUUAAAACACCUUCAGCCACUUACCCGAAUCCAGCGCUGCUGUCCCUCUGCACUGGGUCAGGCUCCGCCCAUGCUCCUCCCCUGCCAUUAGCCAGCGGGGGAGACCUAAUGCGCAGGCGUGCGCAUUAAACCUCCCCCUAGGAAAGCAUUAUUCAGUAUUUUAAUCUGUGCUAAAUGAAGCGAUCUGUCCAGGGUUUUCUUCUCGAAUUUUAGUCUUUGAAUGAGAAUUCACAGGUGAAUCCUGGAUAAAUCGAUUAAUUUGGGUGCAGAUUAAAAGACAUUUGAUAAAAAUGCAUUUGUUUUAAAUGCAAGUUGACAUUUGGCUUCUGUCACAUUUGAUUCCACAUGUUUCCACCGAAGAUUACCAUGGAGAAGAGACUUGUUUUUUGGGGAGUGUGUGGGUAUGUUUUAGGAGAGAGAGCAUAACUAGGAAUUUCCCUACUUUAGAUCGUGAAAGAACACAAAUUGCAACAUAUUGGGUAAAGUCCCCCCCAACCAGAUAAGUUAGAAAGACCCAUAAUGCAAUGCUUCAUCAUGCUCCUCCCUUUCUUGCCCCUCUUCUAUAAUCCGAUGUUCUGUCCUUGCCUCCCUGGAGGAAGGUAGCUUUAUUGACACUGAUUGAAGUAUGAAGAUUUAUUUUUAUUUUUACUCUAUAGUCACCAGAACAACUACAGUUUAAGGAGUUGCUUUGGUGAGUAUGGUCUAUCCCUGCAGGCUUUUCAAUGUAAUCACUGCAAAGGCAGUGUUUUACGUUAUUGCCCAGCGACACUUUCAAUGGCUUUCAAUUAGACGGCCACUACAGAUGCUUACUGGGUCAGUGCUGCAGGUUCAGCAUCUCCACCCUCUACAUAGAUGUACUGAAUGUUCCUCAUAGAGAUGCUGAUUGUCACAGUGCUGCGUUUUGCUUUGCGUGUGUGAUUGCCUCCCAAUGAUUUCCUAUUGAAUUGGCUGAGAUUGUUAAUUCUGAUAAUCUUAGCCAAGGAGGCACGAGCCAUCACCGACGGAUAUAAAAAGGUAAGUUUUUAUAUUUAUUUAACUUGGCAUUUUGGGACUGGUCACCUAACUUUUGGUCACCUAACUUUUCCUUAAGUUUGGAGAAUAAUAUAUCUUUCAGCAUCCUCAUGGAUGGAGAACUAAAUGGAAGAAAUGGAGGGGUUUCUCAUGCAGACUCCUCAUUGGAGUCCGAAACUGGUGUUCAUGUUGCUGCAAUAUGCUCCUUUUCAGCACAUGUAUUCAUGGCAGAUGUUAUCAAGGAAGGUGUUUCUUCUGACAAUUUCAUCUGUCAGCUUAUUCCUUUUGCUCACUUGCAAGCCCCCUCUAUUGGUUCUAUUUUUUUUUUUUUUUUAUAUUUUUUUUUAUAUAAGGAUCACACAAUCCUGGGGUCUAAUUAUUCUUUAUUUUUCUUUUUUUUUUCUUUUUGCUGGAUGUGGGUUCCUACAAAUAUUAACUAGAAAGUUGUUCCCUCAUUUUGUCCAUCACUUGCCAAUGACAAGGAGAUUCUUGUUGAAUGUGGAUGUUGUUUGAGCCCUCAAGUACUAUGUUGUAACCUCUAGGCACUUUUAGGAAAUGUUCUUCCUUGUUUGUUCAUUUUUCAUUUAGGUCAAAAGACUUCAGUCUCCAGACUUACAAAUUGUCUCAUCAUAUGAAUAUCUAUACCCUUAAUAACAAGCCUCUACUUGGUAGGGUCACUGUUUAUUCCACUCGGGCAGUGGAUACCUCAUAGGCCUUUCACCAUGAGGCUUCCCUGGGAAAAAAAAUACAAGACCAUCUUUUUUUUAAUCUUUUUUUCUCAUACGUAUUCCAAAUGUUAACAUGUGGUUUUUUUUUUGGUUUUUUUUUUGCUUCUGCAGUUGGCUGUCUUCUGGGUGAUUGUUGCUAUUCAGUCACCAUCACCUGCCCUACAUUUUGUGGUGACCUCAUGUCCUACUGUGCUUCGGUUUAAGGAUGAUCUUUCAUUUUGAUUUUCCAUCUCCAAGCCUCCUUACUUGUUGCUUAUGUAAUAGAAUAAGAAAUAAAAUAAAUCUAACUUAUAUACACACACACUUAAAUUGUCACUGGUGUGUUUCAAUAUGGAAUGUGUUUUAAGCAUUUGCAGUAGUUGUGUUGAUAUAGUUGUAUUCAUAAAAAAAAAAAAGCAUUUUAUUACAGCACAGUUAUGGUGGUUUUUAAGGAACCCUACAGCAUUGGGAAAACAAACCUGAUUUCCUAAUGCUAUAUUGUGCAGCUGACUUAAUGGUCUCCCCCAUAGUGAAGCAUUGAGAGGUUACUGCGCAUGCACAGAGAAUCUCUUAACCAAUCAGCAUCGCCUCAUAGAGAUGCAAUGAAUCCGUGCUUCUCUGUGGGGAGUGUUCAGCGUCAUGCUGAAUGUAGGUUUGUAAAGAUUGCAGGAUCUCAUCCAAGAAUGCCCUAUAAUGGCUGUUCACAUGAUAGAAACUCUCUCUCUCUCUCUCUCUCUCUCUCGCUCUCUCAAUUAAAAUUAGUCUGACACUGAAACUUUUUCUCCUUUUCUGAAAUGGUUAAUCUUUACAUGACGUAUAAGCAGAGGAGUGUUGGAACCUCUUAAACGGCAGCAAAUGUGUAAUUUUAAUCCACUAAAACUGAGUUGAGCUCUAGAAGGUUGUGUUUCACAGUGCUUGCUGCAAACUGAACUCCCAUCACAUCCAGCCAGCCACUGGUUGACCAGAAUCAAUAGUAUUCUUCCUGCACCAUUUCUACAUUAAAUUAUUGUGAUUAAGUAUGAGGAACAAUUGUAUAUAAUGCAUGGUUUUAGUCUCCAGUAACUGAUGGGUUAUGUCAUGAUUCCCUUUUAUCCCAGAAGUUUGGUCCUUAAGGGGUUAAUAUAAAAUAUACUUUAUCAUUAUACUUUAACAUAGCCAUACCCCCUAACCCCAGCUUGUAACUUGACCUUCCGUCUCAAACCAAUUCCAGUACUUUCAAAUGCUUUUAGUGCAAACCAUCAUUUCCUUAAUUUGACUUUGAAGUUAACAUUGUUAAGCUGCACAGUAACUUGCUGGUGUUUGAUGGCAUGCAAAGAGUUAAGAGAUGAGAGGCCAGCCAGGUUUUGGUUGGAAGAGCCAGACCAUGUGACUUUUCUCCAGCUCACCCCCUCCUCCUCUCCAGUGGCAGGAAGUAGUUAGAACUGGGAUCAGAAAGGGAGAUUACUCAGAAAGCCAAGCGCUCCUUGUGAAGACUAGAAUGGAUCUGCCUAAUUUCUUCAAACACUGGUUCAGUAAGUCCAGACUCUCGAUCCUCACUCUCUUAUUUCACGUGUUGGAAUUUGUUUUAUUUUAUUUUCAUUUUAUUUUUUCUUACCUAUGACUGUGGGGGCAGGGUCGGUUUCCCUUCCCUUUGUUUGAGUGCUCUGCAAGAUGUCAGAUGCUUGGGGACCUGCUUCAAUGCAGAUUUGAUUUCCAACAAAAGGAAAGAGUAGAUUACUGGUGUGUUACAGACACACGCUUCUGUAUUGGGGCAGAAUCUAAUGUUUUGUGACUUGUUGAAACCGUUAAAAUAACAAUAGUCUGAAUUUCUCUCCAGUAUUGAAACCUGCAAUCUCUAUUGUGUGGCUUAUGCCACUAAACCUGGAAAAGCUAUUCUCUUGUUAUUUACUAGUAUAAUAAUAGUACUUCCAAUUCCAGUAUAUCAAAUUCCAAGAACGGCUGUCUAAUAAAGUACUGAUUAUAAGUAUAAAAGCAGGUCUGUUGAUAUAAAUAUGUUCAAAAUAGCCAUUUGUCAUUGUUUUUUUUUUUUCAAGGAAAAUUAAGUUUUUAUGGCUGUUUACUGUCCCACAUGUCCCUGUGCAUACUUGUCAUUUUGUCAUUAAUAAUGUGUACACAACUGAAAUGUGUGUUUGUGUAGAUCUAUUUAGAGGGGGUAAAUAAUGGUGACGUGUAUAUUGUGGGAAUAUAAUUGUGGGGGAUAGGCAGAAAUCCUUACCCAAGACAGAAGACCUUGUUUAUGGAAGUAUCCAGAACCGUGUGAUGUCAUUAUAUUGUGCUAUUAUGCAUUCCUUGUUGGCUUUGUUUCACAGCUAUUGGAGAUUUUCUGUAUCCUGCCAUUAGGGCUGUUGUGGAAUUGAACAUAAUUUAUUAUGUUAUGUAAUUAAGUUAUGCAGUAGCUCAGCAAAUGGUUAUUAACAUGAAAUAGAGGCACUAAUAAAAGCAUAAUAGAGAAGCGUGUUAAUGGUUAAAAAGGAAGAAAAGGGAUUUUUUUUUAUUUUCUUUUCAUUAAAUCAGCCGUGCCUUUGGAUUGCUAGGAAUGUUAGAACCGGGCUAGUUGUCUGUGAUCAUUGGCUGCCUUUUUAAAGCAGUAUAGUCAUCUGCUAGCGAGGCAUAGCAUUUGUGGCUUUAGUGGACGGUGGCAGAAAAUGUAUUAGCCAAGUCCUCCCAAUACUUUACCCCCUUUGCAAAGACGUAACCCUCACAUCAUUUUGUUCCAAACUUAAACUCCUUUUAAAUACCCUCUGAUUCUGUUGAGGUUUUUCGAAGGGUAUCCAUGCUGCAGGAUAAUAAACUGUGCCCUAGUAAAGCCCAUUUAAUAGACUGCAAGCACGUACUCAUUUGCUUAAUUACCUUUAGGUAUUACUAGCUGUUGAAACAUGAAAUAGGUCUACAGAUAACAAGGGCAUAUUUUUAGGGCAAGAUUCCAGUGAAAAGCUGUAAAAGUGGAGCAAGCUGGGAUGGCAGUAAUAGUUUGGGAGUGCUGGAGUUGGAUUAGCCCAGCUAUCUUAGCCUGUUAUUUUGGAAGGUUUAAAGUAGACGUUCAUUUCCUUAUUGGCUAGGCAGUAGAAUUUUUAACUAGAAGAGCCUCGUUUUUUGUCAAACCACUCGCAGGGUUUGUCACGUCCCCCACCCAAACUCCAUUUUUGUUGAAGACAAGUGUUUGCAUUUUAACCACUACAAUGUUAGUUUUAGUGGUUGUGGAGCAUAGGGUUCCUUUUUAAUGGUAGAGUUGCGAAGACUGUGCAUAUGUUUUUGCACUGCUAUGAUAAAAUAUGUACUGUGAUUUAGCAGGUUUUGGUCUCCUUCACCCCAUCCCUGCCAUAUUACUCGCAUACCUCUCUACCUCUGGUUUAAACUGGCAAUGUUAGAAGAAGUGCAAUGCUGCUCAGAAAGUGUUAUCCCUGAUCAGUGAUGCAAAUCGUGAUUUUAUUUAAGAACACAGGAUUCAUAUUUUUAGCUCGAUUGCUCCUUUUAGAGCAGAAUUCCAUCCUUUUUGUCUCUCCAUGUUGCCCAGUCCUCAGGACACACAAACGAUGCAGGUUUUGUUAAUUGGAGAAAUGUUUAUUUACAUCAUGGGUAGUCAACCUGGUCCCUACCACCCACUAGUGGGGUUUGGGAUUUCAGGUGGGCAGUGGUGGGUUCUGCAGAAAACGCCCAGUGGGCCUUGAUGACUGUGAACCAAGGCUGGCAGGGGAGAUCCUUUCAUCUUCCAUGCCGGUCCAUGCAGAGCCUUGCUGCAAGCCCUCUUGGGCUGGUGAGGAGAUCAAAGAUCUCCCUCACUGGCCCGCAGUCACUUCGUUCCAGCAGAGGAAGGGAAGGACCUGGGGGCUCUGUGUUCCUCCCGCGAGCAGGCUGGUCAGAGCAUUGCCGUGUGUUACCAUGGCAAUGCUCCAAUACAGUGCUGCGCUCGCAGGAGGACAGGAGUGUCGGCCAGCAGCCAGAGGAGCUGCAGGCUAAAGUGAACAUGCCACCACUGGACCAGCAGGGUUUGCAGCAUUAUUUCCCCCCGCCCUGGUAAAAGGUAAGAAGAAAGGAGGGGGAGACAUUAACAUAGAUUCUUACAUCUCACCCACCCACACAAAGCAUAGACCUUAUGGACCCUUCACACACAAACACAGACUACCCCCUCACACACACUCUACACCCCUCCCACAUACUGACUCCUUCACACAUGUUUUGUCACUCUCACACACGCACAGCGCCUCACACACUGCACCCUUCACUCACGUACAGCACCUCUCACCCACAUACAGCACCCCUCACACAUAAACACACACACAGCACCUCACAGACACAUAAAAAAGGGAAAAAAUAGAUAAAUGUAAGUACAUAUAUAUUAAAAACGCACUUGCGCUAUAAAAUUUGUUAAUGCGACCCUGGUGGGCGAUAAAGAAAUUUUACCAUCAACAAGCAUACAAAAGUGGGCAGUAGGUAAUAAAAGGUUGACUACCCUUGAUUACAUCAUGGGAUGUUAAUUUACUACCUCAGUGGACUAAGUUGGGAAUUACCGGUCUCUGUAAAUGAUAGCUAACCCUGGUAUUCCACAGAUCACCCUGGGAAUUGUAAAUGUAAUUGUAUCAGACAUAAAAUAUGGUGAACUUCUCUGUUGUAGGAAAAUGCCAUAUCUGUUCUCUAGGAAUCUUAAUGCACCUGACCUUUUUAUGUUCUAAUUAAUGCACAUAGAUCUGAUUCAAAAUGAACUAAUGGCAGAAAACACCAUUUUGUAAAGGUUUUUUUGGUUAAUGUUAAAACAAAAGCAUGUAAAAUAUUUACUGUUGCAAUUUGUCUUGUCUUUGGUUUAAACCUUCCAAGUCAACCCUGUUUCUUCCACCUUCUUUCUUACUCUGUGUUUGCACAAUAGGUGUUCUAAUAGUGUUUGAAUACAAUCUGUAUUCCCAAGUGAUUCAUGGAUUUAGUUAUACAGCUAGGUGAGUGUGGUUUCGUGAAGAAAGGUUGUGAAGGAAUGGCAUGUAAGUAGUUUGCUCUCUGAUUGUAUGGAGCCUUUAUCAAUAGAUGUUCUAAACAAAACAAUUCAAGGGAGCAAUACAUAUGGUAUACAAAUGACUAUUUUAUACAUUCUUAUUCAUUUUGUUUCUUAGACUCUGUUAUGUAGAUAUUCGUAAGCAUAAAACAUUUUGAAGUGUUCAAACAUUCAUAUAGCCAUGUAAGACCACUUUUGGUUGAAACAAAAAAAGGGGGCUCUUUGCUAAAAAAAUAAAAUAAAAACUUUUAAAGUGGAUCUGGGGUUUUUGUAUAAUUUGCAAAGAUCCCCAAUUUGUAACGUUGCUGCUUGUUGGCUAGUGGCAGCAGUAGGGUGCAGGUGUUUUACAUACCUGAGACUGUUCCUUGCGACCUCUGCCAUCAGCAUGCGGUGGGUCCUCUUCAGCUCUUGGAGAUGUAUCUACCAGGAGCCAACCUAGUGUUGUACAGUUUGUUCAGUACUAAGGUCUACGGAUGAUAGAUAUGAUGAGCAAGACCAUGCCUAAUUUCCACCGCAGCCGCUCGUGAUGGCUGAGGGAAAUUACAAUUUUUUUUCAUUUAAGUGGCCCUGCUUUUGUCAGUUUUUGGCAAGUGGAGGGAAAAUACAUAAGGCAACGUAGUCCCUACUUUACUUCAUGUAUUUUAGAAGAAACUAAUUGAAAAAGAAUUGAUCAGGAGUAAGGAAGAGAAGAGGAAUAGAUUAAAGUAGCAUUUGCUGCUUUUAUUACGUGUCACAAUAUUUCACUGUCGACUAUAUUUGAAUUAUAAUGGAUUCUAAAUUCUGUCUCUGUGUGACGCUGCACUUUUUCAUAAAACGUUUUAUACAAUUUACCGACCUACUUAAUUACAAAGCAUUCGGUAGGAGAGAGUGUUUCUCAAAAGGCUAUCAUGUACAUGUCAUUAGCUUGGCAACUGAUCCAGUUGUAAAUUUAACUAAAUUUAAUGAACAAUUGUAAAUUGUAAUACAACUGUAAUAAUUUUUUUUUUUUUAAAUCUCCUUUGCUAGUACCAAGCCAGGUGUUCAGUGUGCCAGGGAAGAUAUCACUGCUAUAGUAAAAAUUGGGGCUGAAUGUGAUGUCAAACGAUGGAAAUCGUGUUUGGACCCGGAUCCACUAGUUAAGAGAGCAAUGGUCUUAAUUGAAGUAUACUUUUAUGUUAGAGACCGGUAACACUUUGGCCUGACCACAAGCACCAGACCAGCAGUCAUGACGGAAACUAAAGCAGUAGCAAGUACCGGGAGGUUAUCAUUCUAAACAGGAAACAUCUGUUGGUUCUCAGGAAAGGUGUUACAGUACAGGAUCUCAUUUAGGACAAUGAAAAAGUCCUCCAGCAAGAACCCAGUAAAGAUAUAAUGGCUUCUCUCCUGUCUAUCAGCACUUGGUAGAAAAGGAGCAAAUUACAGUUAGUAUUUGUGAUGUACAGCACCUUUAAAAUAUACUUUUUUUUGGGGGGGGGAUAAAUUCAUUUCUAGUCUGAUGUAAGAGUACAAUUGAUCCUGUCUAAUAUUUUGCUUAUCAAUUAGACUAUUUUGUCCUUUUUAAGGUAAUAAAUUGGCAUCUUGGAAUUACUACAAAUGUAUAUUUGCUGUAAGGGGUUUUCUGUAACCAUAAAAACCGAGAAUAUGAGACUUCUGAAAAUGGUUAAAAGCCUAGUGAAACCUUAAAGGUAAAUUAUAGUGUCAUGGAAACUAAUUUGGUGACAUGAGACAAAGUAGUCACUAUUUUGCCCUGUGAUGUCUUUUGAAUACAGUGAACACAGUCAAUGUGAGUAUUUCAUAAAGAUUACACUUUUUGGGAUGCUUUCAGUUUCCAAGCUAAGAUCUCGCAAUCCAUCAGUCAAAAUACUUCCACAGCAGAUCAAAUUGCAGAAAUAAUGGCCAGAGGAUUGGGGUUAGUCACCUCCACAACAUCUGACAGAGAGCCGGAAGAUCUCUGUGUAAGCUAGGUCUGGCAGUGCAGGGCUUAGCUCUUUGGUUGAGAGCUAGCAGCUAAUGCUGCAGGGGUUGGCUAAGAAGAUCUUCUGGCAGUUUUUUGGAUGUGGGGGUUGAGUGGCAAUUACAGUGGGCAUGAGAAAAGGAAAAUUGAAAAAAAAAAGAAAAAAGUGCAGCUUUAAAGGGACACCAUAGUCACCUGAACAACUACAGCUUAGUGUAGUUGUUCAGGUGAGAUCUAUAGCUCCCUGCAGGCAAUCUAAUGUAAACACUGUAUUUUCUCUGAAAAUACAGUGUUUACAUUGAUAGCAAGUCCUUCUGGUGGCCGUCUGAGUGACGGCCACUGGAGGUAUUCCUAUCAUGUAUGGCCCUAAAAAGGCCAUGUACACGUCAGACGUAUUAAAAUACGUCUGACGUGUGCAGGAGAGAGAAGGCACUGUGUGCGUGUCUUCUCUCUCCUGCCUGUCAGCAGAGGAGAGGGGGCGGGAAAAGACCGCGAGCUGAGCAGUCAAUCAGCUCAGGACUUCAUAGGGUGGCAUGAAUGCCGCCUUAUGAAGUAUGUGCGGAUGUGCAGCGAAGCCGCGCAUGCGCACAAGGGAGCAAUGACGCUUCCAAGUGGAAGCGUCUGAUUGCUUGCGCCCACCUAUUUUGUCAUUUUGACGAAAUAGGGGGCGCGGCUUCACGAGGCUCCCGGCGCUGGAACCAGGUGACUGAAAACGGCUGCCUGGAGAGUCCCUUUAAGUUUGUGUACAUCUGACUAACUAAUGUUCAAAUGUUGUCAGUUGUCAUUGUGGCUGAACACCUCCUGCUGAGGAGUAAUAUUAUGUCGCUUUUUGUAGAAAAAACUAAAAAGUUGAAUCUCAGCACUUGUAAAGAAGUUUUUUGUUUCCUUUGUGGGGGUAGAGGGACAGUGUGGAGAGGGUGGUUGAAUAUGAUGUGGGAAUUAAGGUAGCUGGUUGGAGGGUUUGGCAGCCUUGAUUGUCAUAGCAGGUGAUUGGGGAAAUGAAAUGACCUGAGAGGAUUAUGUAAUGAUGUCUAUAUACAUGAGGUAACCCCUGCCAUGGCUGUGUGUUCUCAGGUCUGGAAGGGCUGUAAACAUUUGUUAUUUGUUAACCUUUUUCUCAAGGAAUGAUUUAUAUCACGAGCAUGACGGGGCUUUUAACAAGCAGUGUAGACGCCCCUAUCAAGCAUGUGCCUACUCUGUCCAGUGGGCAAUCUGGCCCUCCUUUUACUUCAGUGUUUCUUGGAAUUGUCAAAAAUGUAAAUACUUGAAGCUGAUCUGUUAGUUGUCUAUUAAGUAAAAAUUGGAACAUACUUAAAGGGAAACUAUUUCCAAAGAUUUUUAUUUUUAUGUUUACUUAUCCCUUUAUUUAACAAAUAAGUAUGUGCCAAAACUAAAAUUAAAUGUAGAAAUCCUCACAUCUUUAUUCUGCAACUUCCAUUUUAGCCCGAGGUCAGUCAUUGUUAUAAGCUCUGUCCUUGGCACCUGGCAGUCGGUAGAGAUAAGGCAAACACCGAAGAGAAGAAACUAAACAACAUUUCUAUUUCAAUUCUUAAUUUUUUAUGUUUUUCCUGGCUUUACCAUGUCUGAACUAGAUGAUGAUAUUUGUUAAAUCUUUAAUAACAUUUAAAGGAAAACAAAGAAUCUCUAACAUAAGUUAUAUGUGAUUCUCAAUAUUUUAUUCUGUUAUAACUCAAAGAAAUCGGUCUAGAUGAAAAUUCUUGUUCUUGGGUAGAACAUUGGCUUAAAAAUGGAGUACAAAGAGUUGUCAUUAAUGGUAAAAUUUCAAGCUGGAGAGAGGUGGCAAGUGGUGUCCCUCAGGGUUCUGAUCUGGGACCCCUCUAUUUAACAUGUUUAUAAAUGAUCUUAAACAAAGCAUUGAAAGUCAUGUUUCAAUGUUUGCAGAUGACACAAAACUCUGUAAAGGGAUACAAUGUGAGCAAGAUAUUACUUUGCUGCAGAGGGAUUUAGAUAGACUGGACACUCAAAUGACAGAUGAAAUUUAAUGUUGAAAAACGCAAAGUUAUGCACUUUGGCGUAAAGAAAGCACAAGCAACGUAUACCCUUAAUGGAAGCGAAUUGGGUAUAACAACACACGAAAAGGACUUGGGAAUUGUUGUAGACCACAAUGUGCAAUGUCAAUCAGCAGUGGCUAAGGCCAAUAAGGUAUUGUCAUGCAUGAAAAAGGGCAAUAAUUCUCGUAAUGAGAAUAUCAUUUUGCCUCUUUAUAAAUCACUGGUUAGACCAUAUCUUGAAUAUGCUGUGCAAUUUUGGGCACCUGUUCUAAAGAAGGAUAUUAUGGCACUAGAAAAAGUGCAGAGGCGGGCUACAAAAUUAAUAAAAGGAAUGGAAUAUAUCAGCUAUGAAGUAAAAUUAUCAAAUUUAAACCUCUUUAGUUUAGAAAAACGUCGCCUCAGAGGGGAUAUGAUAACAAUAUACAAAUAUAUCCGGGGCAAAUACAAACCAUUGUUGUGCAAAUCUAUUCACAAACCAGUCUUUACAUAGGACACAAGGUCAAACGUUUAGACUGGAAGAAAGAAGAUUUCAUCUAAGGCAAAGAAAAGGUUUUUUUUUUUUUUCUGUAAGAACAAUAAAGAUGUGGAAUUCUCUGCCUGAAGAAGUGAUUUUAUCAGAGUCUAUACAGAUGUUCAUACAGAAACUAGAUGCAUACUUGCAAAAACAGAAUAUUCAAGGAUAUCAUUUUUCAAUGUAGGGUAAUAGAUUCUUGAUCCAAGGAUUAAUCUGACUGCCAUUCUGGGGUCAAGAAUGAAUUUUUUUCCAAGUUUUUUGCAAAAUUGGAAGUCCUUCAAACUGGGUUUUUUUUCUUUUGGGUUUUUUUUUUUUUUGGCCUUCUUUUGGAUCAACAGCAAAAAAACAAAUGUGAGGAAGGCUGGUUUUGAUGGACGCAAGUCUCAUUUCAACUAUGUAACUAUAAAUUCCAGAGAAAUGACAGUUCCACUUUAAGACAUAAUAUGAAAACCCUUCAUUUUAGUAUUGCAGGAAAUACGAUGAAGCAACUCCUGGCAAGCAAAGAUUCCAAGAAUUGCAAGACAAAUGUCACAAGCUUAUUUGUUUCAAUGUUGGGUUAUUUCACAUAUUUUUAUUUUCUGUACCUACAUCAUCUGAUUUAAGUUUUUUUUUUUUUUAUUAUUAUUAUUAUAGAUAAUAUUGUAAAAAGUACAUGUAUACAACUUUAACAAAAUUUCCCCUCCGAGAGUAUGGAUGCCUUUAAAUAUGCUAUAGCAUUAAUGGUUUUUACGUUUUACUCCUCGUUUUGUACUUUAAAAACCAUGAUGAUUAAGCAUUAAAAUAAAUUGUGAUUACUAUGUUAUUAAGAAAUAUGCACUGAUAUUAAUCACAGUAUAUAAAACACUAUUUAUUUUUAUUUUUUUUAAACUUAGAAAAGGUGCACAAAUCUAUACUUGUUAACAUUUGUAUUACCGUAUUUUUCACUCCAUAAGACACACCACACCAUAAGAUGCACCUAGUUUUUAGAGGAGGAAACACAGAAAAAAAAAUAUUCUGACAAACUGUCCCAUAGUAUUUCUUAACACUCCCCCCUCUCCUGUCCCAUAGUGUUCUUACCCCCCCCCCUUGUCCCAUAGUAUUCUUCCCCCCUCCCCUUGUACCAUAGUGUUCUUCCCUCCCUCCCCUUUUCCCAUAGUGUUCUUUCCCCCCUUCCCUUGUCCCAUAGUGUUCUUCCCCCUCCCCUUGUCCCAUAGUGUUCUUUUCCCCCACUCCCCUUGUCACAUAGUGUUCUUCCCUCCCUCCCCUUGUCACAUAGUGUUCUUCCUCUCCUCCCUUGUCCCAUAGUGUUCUUCCUCUCCCCCCUCCCUAGUGUCCCCUUGUCCAUAGUGUUCUUCCCCCACUCCCCUUGUCCCAUAGUGUUCUUCUCCCCAUGUCCCAUAGUGUUCUCCCUCCCCUUGUCCCAUAGUGUUCUUCCCCCUCCCCAUCCCCUUGUCCCAUAGUGAUCUUUCCCCCCAAUUCCCUCCCAUAGUGCCCCUCUCUUCCCCCACUUGGUCUCUGGGAGUUUACUUACCUGUAUUGUAGUGUGACUGACCGGAACAGCGCGCACUGCGGUACAGGAACUUAAAUUUCAGUUUCCUGUACCCGGCCGGACUGAAAGGAAGUGCACACACUGGCCGACCGGAAACUGAAGCUGUUCUCCCGGCCAACGCUACAAUACAGGUAAGUAAACUUCUGCAUUCGCUCUAUAAGACGCACAGACAUUUCCCCUUUUGAGGAGGGAAAAAGUGCGUCUUAUAGAGUGAAAAAUACGGUAAUAUUUCAAUAAAUCUUUUACAUUCUGGUUGCGAUAAAUUUUGACACGAUCCAUAGUGGAUACCGGACAGGCAAAUUGUAGCCAUAUCAUUAUUUUAUUUAUUUAUAUCUAUUUAUCUAAGCUACCCUAACCUGUCGUCAAAUUACUAAUGGCUCCAGUGAUGGUUUUAAGAAUGGAGCCAAAGAUGUAAUUGCAUUUGCAUGUUGUAUCCACUCCUUCACAGAAAGCUACGGAGGUAUUCUCUGUGUAUAGCAUGCAUAUACCGUACAAGUACAUGCAUUGGCAGGGAAAAAAAAUAAUAAGCAGUGUCCGUGACCUUUUUAAAUAAGAACAGCUGUAAUACAAUUGAUUUUGUUUUAAAAGGUUGGUGGCAAGCCACAGGCACUAUGUCCUAUGCAUGAAAGUUUUUGACUAGACGUGUUCCAUGGUUAGUGUUUCUGACCAGUCUAACAAUACAAAAAUGCUGGAUAGCUAGCUCACUAAUAUGUGAUACAAAUAUUGGCAAUGAUAGUGAACACUCUAAUGGUGAAUAAGUGAGCAAUAAACCAGGAAUAUAUUGUAGAAGUUAUGGGCAGCAGCAUUGGAACAUAGCUGUGUGAUACAAAAGCGAAUACAAAUUCAAAAAAAGUCCUGCGCUCAAACUCCCACUACUCUUUGACGGUGGCAACGACCAUCAUUUUAACCCCUUAACGCCCUUACGGUGUUAUGCCGUCGCGGCUUUAAUGGGCUUUAAAGCCAUUGCGGCGGCAUAGAACGCCAUAACGGCUUUGAGCCCCAGAGGACCGGCAGUACUCACCUCCGCCGCAAUCCUCUUCUGGAGUGCUGUCAGACCUGAUGAAAGCUCCUUAGGGGAGCUGAAACGUUGAUGAAGAUGUAUUUCUCAGAAUAAAGAAGAUUGCAUAUUUUGAAAAUCCUUGGAGUGCCGGUAUUUUUUUCAUUUUAUAUUAUGAUGCUACCAGAGCACCGGGUCAUUUUUUGAUUAUUGUUAGGUUGGAGUGCAGGAGCUUAUAUUAUAUAUAUAUAUAUAUAUAUAUAUAUAUAUAUAUAUAUAUAUAUAUAUAUAUAUAUAUAUAUAUAUAUAUAUAUAUAUAUAUAUAUAUAUGUAUAUGUAUAUGUAUAUGUAUAUGUAUAUAUAUGUAUAUAUAUGUAUAUGUAUAUGUAUAUGUAUAUAUAUGUAUAUGUAUAUAUAUGUAUAUGUAUAUAUAUAUAUAUGUGUAUAUAUAUAUAUAUGUAUAUGUAACAAAAUACACUUAGAAUGACAUUCUAUAUAUAUCUAUCUAUAUAUAAAAUACAAAUAACCGCAAAUAAAUAUAUAGAGAUAAAUACAUAUAAUUACAUAAAAGAUUACAUUAGUAUACACGUAGAAUUUAAAUACCUAUAAAUGCAUAUAUAUUAAAAUUCGACAUGUAUAUUUAAGUAAUCUUUUAAAAUAAUUAUGUGAUUUGAUUAAUUAAAAUUUGAUUGACAUGCCUAACAACACAGGGAGAACGUGCAGAGAAUUUAAUUCACAAGCACUAUAUCUGACCCUGUAACUCUCCAAGACUCCAUAAAACCUGUACAUAGGGGGUACUGUUUUACUCGGGAGACUUCACUGAACUCAAAUAUUAGUGUUUAAAACUGGUAAAUUGUAUUACAACGAUGAUAUUUUAAGUAAAAGUGAAGUUUUUUGUAUUUUUCACAAACGAACUUCAUGUUUAUGGACUAUAUUAUUGUUCUAAUAUUCUUCACUGUUUUAAAACACUAAUAUUUGUGUUUAGUGAAGUCUCUUGAGAAUAACAUUACCCCCCAUGUACAGGUUUUAUGGUGUUUUGGAAAGUUAGAGAGUCACAUAUAAGGCUUGCAUUUCAUUUUGUUGACAUUGAAAUUUGCCAGAUUGGUUAUGUUGCCUUUGAGACCGUAUAGCAGCCUAGGAAUAAGAAUUACCCCCAUGAUGGCAUACCAUUUGCAAAAGUAGACAACCCAAGGUAUUGCAAAUGGGGUAUGUCCAGUCAUUUUUAGUAGCCACUUAGUCACAAACACUGGCCAAAUAUUAGUUUUUUGCUUUUUUCACAAAAAAACUAAUAUGAACGCUAACUUUGGCCAGUGUUUGUGACUAAGUGGCUACUAAAAAAGACUAAACAUACCCCACGUUCAAUACCUUGGGUUGUCUACUUUUUCAAAUGGUAUGCCCUUAUGGGGGUAAUUCUCAUUCCCGGGCUACCACACUGUCUCAAAUGUAACAUUACUAAUCUGGCCAAUUUCAAUGUAAAAAUAGAACGUUCUAUAUUUGACCCUGUAACUUUCCAAAACACCAUAAAACCUGGUAAUGGGGGGUACUGUUGUACUUGUGAGACAUCGCUGAUUACAAAUAUGUGCAUUAUUUUUGCAGUAAAACCUAACAGUAUUAUGACAUUUACAGCUAAAAUGUGAGGCGGAACUACAAUUUUUUUUUAAAGAUUAAAAUUUCUCACAGUUUUUUACAUUUUAUUCAUAAUAAAUUGUUUCAUAUAUAAAUAUUUUAUAUGAAAUGAAAGCCCUGUUUCCCCUGAAUAAAAUGAUAUAUAAUGAGGGUGGGUACAUUUAAUAUGAAAGAAGUGAAUUACGGUUGGACAGACAUGUAGCGCAAAUGCCAGGUUUUGUUUACAUUUUGUUUUGUUCACAACGUGUACAUUUGGCUCUGUCCUUAAGGGGUUAAUAAAAGAAAUUAAAAGAUAAAAAAAAUAUAUAUUUUUAUUAUUAUUUUUUUUUUUUUUUUUAUUUAACAAUGUACAAACUAUAUUCCCCCUAUUUGAGUAUUCUUGUUUGCGGAGACAUCUGGGAUAACUUUCAUGUGGUAUAUUCCUUGUUUAUUUGCUCAUUUAUUAAUCAUUAGAGUGUCAUUGUUGCUAAUAUUUGUCUCACAUAUUUUUCACAUUAGUGCGCUGUGCACCAUUUUUGUAUUGUUGGAAUUUAUUUGUGAUAUUGGUUGAUUUCACGGUGGAGAUUGGCAGCACCGAUCCUUGUGUUCACAUAGUGCUUUUAUACUACACAUGUGCUGUUUUUAAUUUCUGACAGGUCUAUUCAUGCUAGUAAAGAUUUGUUUAUGUUGAUGUGAAGUUCUCCGUAAAAAUACGUUUAGCUUUUUCCGUUUUGUUUUGUUUUUAUGAAGGAUGACGACUGUCAGUGACUGGAUGAUUAUUGCAUUUUUACCUGCCCUGAGGUGUAUCUGUCAACUUAAACUUUAAGAAUAUUUUAGACAUGAAGCUGUGUGAAUUAAAGACAGCCUUGUGGACAGUAGGAUCAAAGUAGCUGUGGGAAGUCACCGGCUAUAAAAGGGGUUAUUUCUGAGUAUUAUAUUUAGAAGUUGGUGGAUGUACCACUUCCCUCUAUGGUUGAAAUACCAGGUUCCUUUUUCUACAUAUGCAGCACCUUAUAACAUAAAAGUGGUCAAUUCCUUUCGUCACUAUUGUUUUCUCCAGCUUUGUAAUCUCUGGUUUUGCAAUGUAGAAAAGUAAAUUUAUAUUCAAGGAAUGAGAUUUAACCAGAAUAGUUUGUAAACUCCCCACUGUUACUAAAAGGCAGUAAAUGUAUUUCUGUGUUGUUUUGUUACCGUAAAAUGAAAACCUCAACAUACAUCUGUUACUGCUAUUUGCAAUUACAGCUUGCGCAUAUAGGCCUGUACGGUUAUGAAGGUGUUUUUUUUAAAAGGGCCCAUUUUUCUUGAAAUUGGCACUUUUAAAAAAAUAAGCCUGCAGGGACAUGCUGAAGUGCUUUAGGAGACUAGUGUCCUUUUAAGAUCAAUGUAGGACGAAUGAUGGGGUACAUUAACGCAGUGGUGUGUUUAAACCUGGCAUAGCCAUGUGCUGUGACUAAAUAUUUAUAAAUGUUGCUUAGAGAACAUUUUAAGGAGCCUUGUAAGCUAUUAUAUUGUUCUUGUUUGUGUGCGCUGUUCCCUUAAAAUAUAUUGUGGUACAGCAGCAGCACUAUUAAGUAAAGAAUGUUCUUGGUGUCCCCCAUACACCAAAACUCACUCUUUAAUGUGGUAGAUGUUCGUUUGUACGAUCUAGUGGCCCUCACUUCUCUCUUAUUUUCUCUGUUGCAUAAGAGUAUUAGCAUUAUAGUCCUCACUAAUUACAGCACUAUGUUUAUUAAACAAGACCAUAUGAUCUUUAACACCUUCACUACCAAAUUAUUAAAGAGUAAUUAUAUACAUUUAUCUAAUUCUCUUUUUCAUUUAAUCGUUUGUUUUUUGUUUUAUUUUGUUUUUGAGAUGUUGCCAGGAUAAAACAUUUUAAAAGUUAUAUUGUAUCCCUUAUCUUGCAGGAAUUCACAAAUGGUUGGAAAUAAUAUUGUUGAAGUAGAAGUACAAUUCUUGCUACAAACCUAUUUGAGUGAUAAGAUACAUAAACUCAAAUAGUCCAAUACCCUCCUUAUAGGUAUUUGGAAAUAAACAAAUAGCAAUUCUGGGAUUGUAGCUUCCUACAAAUCUUUCCCCAUUUAAAAUGGCAGCAUAAUAUAAAGCAAAUACACCAAGCAUCUGUGCAAUACAGAGCAUUUCAUGGUACUGUUGCAAUCUGCAAAAAAUCCCUGUAGUGGGCCCACCACAGUCUAACCUCCAUCCUUCUCCUUUAUGGACUGCUAGAAUAUAUACCUACAAAGUUGCUGUAGAGUGGGAUUUGAGCGGGUGAUUUCUGUACAUGUUAAAAUUCAGUUUUGUGUUGCUAGGCCAAACAAACAUUAGCAAGUACAUGUUGUUGGAAAGGAAAAAUCACAAAGCGGUUCUGUCACCUUCACUCACUUAUAGAGUCUUUGUGAAAUACUGCUGUUGACAGCUUUGGAAUUUCAUUGGCAUUCUAACUCUGUCAAAAAUUAUCUUAAAGGGACACUAUAGUUGCCAGAACAACUACAGCUUACGUUUAGUUGUUCUGAUGAGUAUGGUCUGUUUCUGUAUGCUUUUAGUGUAUUGUUCGGACAAAAGACAGUGUUUACAUUGCUGCCUAGGGAAACCUCCCUGUGGCAGUCACUCAGAUGGCCACUAAAGGUGCUUCCUGGUUCAGUUCUGCACAACGUGCAGCAAUGAUUUUCAGCAUCUCCAUGCUCUGCAUAGAGGCACUGAAAAUUCCCCAUAGAGAAGCAUUCAUUCAUUGCAUCUCUAUAAGGAGAUGCUGAUUGGCCAGUGGGUAGUUUGGCUCCCCCCCCCAACCUCCUCUUUGGCUGAGAUCAUCAGAAUUGACUAUCUCAGCCAAGGAGUCGAUUGGGGUCAGACCCACAUGGAGCUGGGAUAAAGGGGAUAUUUUUUAUCUUAUUUAAAUGGAGGGAUGGUUGGCUACCUAAACAGUUUUUAUUUUGUUUUGUUUUUUUAGCACUAUUAGCUCAGGAAUACAUGUUUGUAUUCCUGACCCUACAGGGUUCCUUUAAGACAAAUUAGGUACUACCGUGUCUUAUUGUAAAGACAGAGCUUGAAAAAAGCGGAAAUACUACUAUCCGUUGCAACAUUCGUUGCUCCAGAUGGUCAGUUGAAGAUCCAGAAGUCUCAUAGAAUUGUCCAUAGACUUCUUGUACUCAUGGGGGAUCCUGGUAGAUGAAGCUUCACCGUGAGCUGCUGCCCCCUAAGCAGAUGUGUUGCUUUUGGGGUCUCUGAUAAAUACACAAAGAUCCUCAAAAGUGAUAGCUGCUUUAAAGGGGAACCUGUAGUCCAAAAAUAACAAUCAUUAUUUUAGGACUAUGUUUCCCUUUUCUCCACCUUCCUUUUGGCUUAAAAAAAUUAUAUAAGUUAAACAAGAUAACUCACCUGAUUUCCAAUAGGCUCCACUUCUGCAGUUGCCCGCCAGGCCUAUGAUGACAUUAUUGGAUUUGAUUGCAGCAUUUGCCAAGUUCCAUUCCUACAAUCAAAUGCUACUAUCAUUGGCAUCUGAUUUCAGCAAAAAUUCUCACUGUGUUCUGGAGCAGGAAUCACCUCUAGUGGCUGUCAGGAAGACCGUUUCGUUAACCCAGUAAUUGCAGUUUCUUCAAGGUUAAAAUAGCAGGACCACUGCAUUAAGAUGAAAUGGUUUGAGAGACUUUAGUUUUCCUUUUAAGAUUGCCAUAGAUGGUGGAUUUCAAAUCAAGCUAACAUAGGUAAUCAACAUGAAAAUAUAUAUAUUUUUUUCAAUUUGUAUUUUGAGUGUUCACACACAAAAACACAACUGUAUCAUAGUAGGAGAGUAAUAGGGUGGUACAAACAUUAGUACAUCUGUGAUACAUCAGUGACAUUUUAGUCAGAAUAUGCUUUACGACAUAUUUAUGCACAAUAUAGGGGUAUGCCUUAAUAAAGGGACCUCCAUUGGGUUGCAUUAUAGGCUAGUGUGGUCUGUUUCAAGGUAUCAUCCCUCUGUCUACCGGGUAACACUGAUGGACAGGUUAGAGACAUGUUAAACUAAACUAGUGCACAUAACAAAGGUAUAGUGAAACUUAAUGUAACUUGUGUCAUUUGUGCUAACCUAUGCGUCGGUCAAAGGUCGGCUAGCUUCCUUGUGCCCUUCUUUAGGGAGUGGACACAGGGUAGUCGGUGUCAUGACUUUGUGUGUGGGGUAGGGUGCGUCAGCGGUGCGUGCUGGUUUUGGCCUUAUGGGCCUGACCUGGGUUUGCGUCUGUCACCUGUAGACGUUGGUGAAAUGUCGCCUGGUCACCAUCGGGAGGCAAGGUGAGUAUUUCCUCUCCUCUCUGAAUCACAAAUGAUCCGUCUGCUCUCCACGUACACUUGAUCUCUGCCUCCUGCAGCCGUCCAGCGACUGGGCCUAUUUUCCGUUUUGCUGCUAGCACAGCAAAAGGGAGGUCCCCAUAAAUAGCUACUGUGUGCAGCCCUCGAAGCAAACACUAUUAAGCUCUCUUGAGCGGGACAAGAUGGCAGACCUAGCCGCAAUGUCUUUAGUAACGGCAAUGUCGUCUCUGGGCACCUCCGCUGGGGCAGAAGCGGCUUUCCGGAUCUGGAAUGCCGAUGUUACCAUCUCUGGUGCAGCACCUUGUUUGUGGGUCAGCAAGCGGUGGAGGAAGGGUAUGAGAUCAUCACCUGAGAUCCGUUCCGGUACCCCUCUGAGACACAUAUUUUUCUUCCUGUGCCUUGACUCCAACACCGUCACAGUCUUGGUAAGCUUCUGGACUUGUUGGGCGAGGUCUUGGAUCUCCUCAUGAGCGGUCUGUAACCGGUUUUCCCUUUCUCCAUUCCUGGACGCCACUGCUGUGAGUCUUAUCUCUAGAGUCCCCAGCUCAGCUUGUGUUGCCCGCAGGUCCGCUUUCCACACCUGCCUCAUUUCCGUCAAGAGGCAUUUGAUGUAUUUUUGUUGCUGGCAGAGAGUCUUCAUCAGAGUCGGACUCGCUGUUGGUGCAGCUAGCCGGUUCCCUGUGGGUUGCCCUGCAUCUUGCGAUGUCUCUGAGGCCUCAUGCUCCUUCUGCACUGCAGGCACCAUCUUGGAAAUGGCCCGCGAGGUAGGCCUGUCAAACAAGAGCCUGAUAUCAGGCAGUUUUCAGGUCUCCGGUACAUUUAAAAAAAAAAAAAAAAUGUUUUUGCCCUGUAAUGUGGACUGGGAGGCGGUAGGUAUGUCAGUGCCUGUGGGAGCUGACAUACACCCUCCCCCCCCCAACCCCGUUGUUUGCUUCUUUUAAACAAGUCAUUGUUACAUUGUUGGCUCACACCUAUUUUCAUGUAUCUUAUAAAAACUUUUAAAAUAUGUUGACCAUCAUAUUGGAAAUAUCACGAUCACUAACCUUUGUACAAAUAGUUUUAAAGAUGAAUUUGUAGGCCCCAGAUUAGUGUGUUUGCAUUUUCCACUCUUGUCCUUACGUGUCAAAAGGACAUGAGAAAUUCCUAGUCUUGUAAUCCCUAGAGAAGAGUUUCUGGGGUCUCCUCUCCGUUCAGCUCGGAAUAAAGAUGGAAUAAUUGCAAAUUCCCAUAAUCACAUGCCAAUUGGUAAUUUCUCACAAUGUAAAAUUCAAAUGCAUGUUUGGCUUAAUUUAAGUUUCUACACUUUUUUUUCCCCCUCAAAUAUAUUUUAUAUAUGCAGUUAUUUUCCAAAAUAACAUUUACCAACUUAAUGCAAAGUAGCUGUGAUAACUUAUACAUUUCUAUUGUAAAUAAGACCAAAGAAAAUGUUGUCUCCUAGCAUUAAGCAAGAACAAAGUUGAUAGUGUGCUGACCCCCCCUGCAGGAACACCUGCUUAUUACCAGUCCAUUGCAUGACACAAUAAUGUAGUUUUAGAAUGAUCGAAAGUUCACAAUGGUAAGGUACACAUACAUUUUGUUCUUAAUGGAUGUAUAUGGAUCUUGGCUAUUAAAGAAGCAUAUAGAAAUCAUUGGUCCAUAUAUAUAUGAAUGUUCUCUGGUCUGUAUAGGAGUUUACUUGUGUGUGUAAGUACAUCUGGGUAGACCUUGUUGAGAAAAGGAGAUUUUUUCUUUGAGAUUUGAGCUGGUGAGAAUGUUCUUUGGUUGCUCCUUGCUAGUUGUUUAUGCUGGAUGCUCUUUGAAGGUCUCUUUUUCUAUAAGAGUUACCGUAAAUGUAGGAAGAACGAUCCACUGUCUGCACCUUGCUACAGUGGCACAUAAAACUGUUGCAUUCUAUGCAUACUCUUUAUCACGCGAGCUCGUCAAAUCAAAGUAACAUUGAGCUGCACAAGGUAUAUCUGAAAAUAAAUAGAAAUCCAGUAAUAAGGGGAAACUUUCCAUUUAUGGUUUCAAUAAAUAAACAAAAAAAAGAGUCAAGGCCUGUUUCAAGCCUUAUACCAUGUAUAGCAGCAUCAUUACCUUCCUCCAAAGUGUUUAAGAGAUCAGCUGUGUAUCAGAGAUGGCUGUUAGUUUAUUUACUGGGUUUCAGUUAGAACCAGAUUUGGUUUUUCUUAGCUGCAGUGUGUGGACAGGACAUAAUCUUAGUUAAGAAAGCAAUUUAUUUUUUUCUGCAGAGAGUAGAGGCAGGAUGUCACAACAGCAAGAAGACAUUAAAGUCUAGCAAUGGAAUGUUUGAAAUGAAUCCAGCAUCUAAAUCUUAAACAGCUGAGGAGCAUCCGGCUUUAUCAAGACACAUGGAUUAAAAUCUCCAUAUAGUUAAAGCGUUUCUCCUUUUAUAAUCUCCAUAUAUUUAACAAAAGCAAAAAGAAAUCCUGCUGUGAAAAGGUAAUUAAAUAAAUAAAAAGGGGAAAAGUUAACCAGAUAGUUCACUAACUUUAGGAACUUGAUAGGUAUGUUGCUCGAUCGUGCCUUGUAAAACCGGUCCAGCAGUAGUUAAUGGGGUAAAUAGUUUAUCCUUCGCUGCAGUUCCUCUCAUCACGCAGGAUGAGUGGAAAUCCACAAUAAGUGGAUAGCAGCCGUACGGCUGAUGCUCUCAUUGUAAACACCAGCCUGGUUCACUGUUUAAUGAAACUGAAUGUGUGAAAAGUUUGGCUGAGCCACCACCCUGGCAUUCUUGUAGCCGUGCCUCGCCCCAGGGGUUACAAAUUACUGUGCUAGUGCACACACUGAUUGAACAAAUUGAAGAAAACAAUAUUCCUUUGUUAUGGAGGGCAAAGUCUAAUUGAGACAUCAAUAUUUACAUAUUGCUGCAGUAAGCCACUCUCGACCAGGAGAAGGAUAGGGUUUUCACCAUAACAUUUGCAUGUUGCUAGCUGCUAUGCUGCUUAAAGCAGGCCUGCACAACCUGCAGCCCCUCAGAUGUUCUGAACUACAAUAAUUCCCUGGCUAUUAGUUUUAUUAAAAAUAACCAUAGGCUUUGUAGUUCAAAACAUCUGGGGCGGGCAGCAGGUUGUGCAGGCCUGGCUUAGAGUAACACCUUAAGAAAAGCAAUUUUUGUCUGUGUAUGUUAUAUUCAAAUGUAAAAAGUGUACAUGGACGCCCUGCUUGCACUCAGGCGUACGUUUAUAAAGCUAAGUCAGAACGGAAACCGUAAAGGCUAGGUAAGUGCAUGCAAUUUGGGGAAAUUCUUACUUCUUGGCAGUUGUAAUGUGUAAGAGUUGUUUGACAAACGGAGUACAAUAUCACAUUUGUAUUGUUUGUAAUUUUCUGUCACUUCCUGCCUGGUAACGGUUUUCGUCUGUAAUCUCACACUCCUGUCAUCCACAUUUAUCUAAUAUUAUUCUUUCUGAUUUCUCACUUUGCCCUAUUUACAAAGGUACCAAUUGUCUGAAAUUCCUUGCUCCAUGUUUUUUCUAGUAGUGGUACGUUACGGAUUAUAUGAGCAUAGGCUUGUCAGUUGCAUCUGUAUUUUAACAGUGAUUACCUGUAAUCCAUAUAAGCUUUCAUUUACUUGUUCUUCCGCUUUACCCUGGAAGUGUGUUUUUAUUCCCCAGGAAUGCAGUCUCCAUAAAUAUGUAGAAAAUGCCCAUCUACUUGUAACAGCAAGCAACCAUGUUUCUGGUUCCUCUACCUCCACCUGUCCUGACUAAUAAUGUGCAUAUAUUCUGUCAGGAUUAUUCAGUAAAGUCAAUUUCAAAUUUAAGGUCAAAUAGCUGAACUUGACAAAUUAAGCUAUGCGUUCUGUUUAGUUACUCUGGCCUUAAAUGUGAAAUUUACUUUAUAAAAAAUAAAUAAAAUAAAUAAUCCUGCAUGUGUAUCGGGGAGUCAUAAUUUGAAGUAAUCCAAUGGUUUCUUUCUUUAUUAGGUAUUGGAAAAGUGAAACGGAAAACAAAUAUGCCAGAUUCUUCAUCAACAGCUGAUGAUAGCUUCCCAGACACAGAGCGGUUAUAUGACUUGAACAUGCCCGCAUAUGUUAAAUUUACGUACACCGCAGAGAGGGAUGAUGAGCUGUCUUUGGUAAAAGGCACAAAAGUCAUUGUAAUGGAAAAGUGCAGUGAUGGCUGGUGGCGGGGAAGCUACAAUGGACGCAUGGGCUGGUUUCCUUCAAACUACGUGACCGAAGAAAAUGAUAGCCCCUCUGGUGACCAAGUGGGCUCCUUAACAGAGAAAUUGGCCGCAGUUGUUAAUAACCUUAACAAUGGUCGUUCACUCCAUGUAGUUCAGGCUCUUUACCCAUUUAGCUCAUCCAAUGAGGAGGAACUUAAUUUUGAGAAGGGAGAAGUAAUGGAUGUUAUUGAGAAGCCAGAAAAUGAUCCAGAAUGGUGGAAGUGUCGGAAGAGCAAUGGUCUUGUAGGUCUGGUGCCGAAGAACUACGUUACUAUCAUGCAGAACUUUCAAUCCAGUUCAGGUUAUGAGCCUUUACCACCUCGCUGUGAUUAUGUUGGACCCUCUGCAUCUGGAAGAUUUGCUGGCAACCAAUGGUAUUAUGGAAAGGUGACACGACAUCAAGCAGAAAUGGCACUAAAUGAACGUGGAAAUGAGGGAGACUUUCUUAUUAGAGACAGUGAGUCUUCAGUAAGUAUUUGUGUUCACAUUUUUAUACUACUUGUAAAUUGUGUUUGGUUUCUUGUGAAUAUGCAUUUUGUGCUUCCUGAAAGAGAAAAAAUAAAUUUUACAAUUAAGUAGAGAUUUGUACACGCUUUGUACAUUACUGAUACAGAACAUUACAGUGUUGGUUGUUCAUACACUAGAGUAAAAUUACAUAAAAAAAAAUAAAUAGUACAUUUAUUUGUGCUCCGCUACACCACUGCCUAAAUACAGUGAUAAUCGUACAGACUUGUUACUGAGAGCAAGACUCAAGCAGUGGACCCAGGUUGAAGACAUAUGUUAGUUUAGUUUAUGAUUAUGGGACCAUGUCUUUUCGUAGCUUAGCAUUCCACCAAUUAAAAUUUCCUCCCCAAACACACCCAACACUAGUCACAAAUGUCUCUACCAUUCUAAAUCUGGAGGCUGGGUGAGGCCUCUUGCCCUUGAAGGAGCCUCGACCACUGGACGCAGCACCCAUCUAAAACCCUCUGACCUGGUCAAGAGCUAAUGAUCUCAGGGAUGCUUAUAAUGCCAUCGUUCUACCCACUCAUACUGGUUCUAUAUCAUAUGUAAUAUUGAAAAGUACAAAUAAAUAAUAAAUAAAAAAAAUCGCCAAAAAUAUAUAUUUAGGACUUUGAUCCAGUAGUUUUCAUAUGUGAACAGAUUCAGAUUUUUAAAAGAUUCCAUUAGUUGGUGGAGUAAAUGGUAGUGUUUAAUCUCCAGAUGUCUAACUUGUUUUAUAUCUGUACAGAAAACAGGAUAUAUGCUGGAGCUUGUGAGGCAGCCAUUUUGUCACACUCUUAUUUUCCUGUUAUGUCUUAACUGUCUUAGUAACUACACAUAUUCACAAAGGAUGUGACAAAAGCCUUUAAAGUGGCAGCCUGCCAUAGUUGGAGAAGUCUAUAUUUACUUUAUAUUUUGCUUUAACACAAAGCUCGGAACAAAAUCUUUUUCUAGGUUUUCUUUUUAAGCAUGCUGAGGUGCUUCAUGGCUGUAGAUUGGUCAAUUAAUAACAGUACACCACAUAAUUGUGGGUUGCAUCGGCAGAAAAUGGACAAUUGCUGGCUAUUUCACUAGGGAAGCAGUCUAGCGAUAGUCAUUGAAUGGUUCUCAGGCUGCUAGAUCACCUUGGGAGGCAGUCACAAUAAUCAAUUGCAUUAACUGUCGGUUAAGACAAUAUGAUCACUGUGAAUGGCUCUCUCAGCUACACUUAGCUUGCAGGCCAGAGUUCAUUGUUGGGAUUCGGAUUAGGGUUACCUGGUAUCUGGCAUAUAUAGUAGGGUACAUACACAUACUGUAAAAUUUGCCAGAAAAUAGUGUGAAAAAUCUAAAAGAUUAAAUAUUAUUUUAUUUAUUUAGCCCCAGCAAAUUCUUUAGCGCUGUACAAUGGGACCAGCAGAUGUGGCAGAGGUUGGUUGUGAAAUAGUUCAAAUCAAUGUGCCAAAAUGCUCUUGAUUAAAUACCCGAGGGGGUCGGCUUUUUACAAAUAUAUAUGAAAUGUGUAUCUGUUUUGGAUUAUGUGACUGUUGUUGUCGUAGAUUGGAAAAAUUAGCAAUUUUCAGUCAGGAAUAAUAAAUAAUCUGUUUUGAGGGGUGUUAUUUGGGUUAGUUAUAAUAUUUGUUUAGCAAUUGUAAACAAUAUGUGCUUUUAUAGGAAAGAACUAUAUUAGAUAAAAAUCUAAUAGAAUAUCCAGGAAUGGUUUACGUUAUGUACCUUUAAAUCUCGUUAAAAUAAUAAGACUAGUAUUGUGGUAAUAAUUGCUAAGAGUUGCAUAAAAAUAUAUAUAAAUAAAUUAUUCAACAGAGCAUUAACAGUAAUGUCCGAUUGUUUGCAAAUUUAAAAAGAAAGAAGAAUAAAUUGUCCAAUUAGUAGCAGUCUUUAAAAUAGAUGCAAUGUAUCAAAAAGUAGCAGCAGUCUUUUAAGUUGUAAGCUGACUCAGUUUACUCCAGUUAUAGAAGAACUGGUAUUUGGAUACUGAGUCAGUUAGUAUGCUUUUAGUACAAUAUUAUAAAUGGUCCUAGUAAAUAAUAAUUGUACCUGUGUUAGAGUAACAAAUAUAAAAUUUCAUUGAUAGGUCAUAGUUGGUGACCCUCAAUCAAAUAUUCAUUUAAUUCACCAUAAAAACUAAAGUGCUGAAAUAGUUAAAAUAUCCAAUAUUUAUUACAAAGAAUCAAAUUAAAAGCUAUAUGUGGCACUCACACUUCGGUAACAAACUUCUUGCCCGGUUGCAAUUAGGAAGCUUGGUGUAUGCAGCAGUUACAGUCCGAUCACCAAAUGAAUGGAUGAGCGGACUCUCCGUGAGCCGCGUGCGUGUCAUUGUUUUCUUCCUACGUUCAAAGGCAGUGUAAAUUUCAAUAAAAAAAAAAACUUCUUGCUCGUUUGCAAUAUGCAGCAAUUACAGUCCGGUCACCAAAGGAAUAGGUGAGCGGACUCUCCGUGAGCCGCGUGCGUGUCACUGUUCCUGCGUUCCAAGGCAAUGGAGCUGUUUUACGAUAGGUGCCAAAAAGCAAUGAGUGUAGUAAAAAAGUCGUCCUUACGCGUUUCGUGAGAAAGGUCUCACUUCAUCAGAGGCACCUGUCGUAAAACAGCUCCAUUGCCUUGGAACGCAGCAACAGUGACACGCACGCGGCUCACGGAGAGUCCGCUCAGGUGAUGUAUGCUGGGAACUUCAAUGGCAUGCACUCACAUAUCAUUUGUAGCUCUCCCCUUGAUGGUUAUAUCUAACCGUAUGCAGUGCUGCUAGCAUUUUAGAUUCCUCUGAUUACUGAAUAGGGAUCAAAAAUUUACAAUACAAAAAUAAAUAAUUAACACAAAACUCUUCAAAGGUUGAUUCCACUGCUCAUAAAAACACAUUGGCUUUACACACUGCGGUGACCAGCUUUACAAUACAACCAACUGUUAAUAUAAACCACCAAACAUAUUAUAAACGGUCAGUAAAUGCAAGCAGUGUCGCCAAUGGGAGGUAUGGAUUGGAAAGCGUGUGUGUGUCUGUAGAGUGUAUGUACAUGUACAGUAGUAGUCACAUUCAGGUUUUUUUGCCCAUAUGUUUCAAAUAUUAUAGGAGUAAAAAUACUUGAUUUGCCUAGUUUAAUUUUACUACACAGAAAGUGAUAUUUCAACAGCAAUGCCGAUUUGUCCCAUCAGUAUUAUGUGAUACAGCUUGAUGUAAUCAAGGAAAUAUUGCAUGUCUCAUUUUAUUUCUUGUGAUAGAUAUCCAAAUUUUCUUUUAAUCUCAUGCUUUAUUCCUUUCUUUUAAAGCCAAAUGACUUUUCGGUGUCCCUGAAAGCCCAAGGAAAAAACAAGCAUUUCAAAGUGCAGAUGAAAGACAGUGUGUACUGUAUUGGCCAGCGCAAAUUUACUACAUUGGAGGAAUUGGUAGAACAUUACAAAAAGGCCCCUAUAUUUACCAGUGAGCAGGGUGAGAAACUCUAUCUAAUCAAGCCUUUGUCUUGAGGAUGCAAUGUGGAAAUGAGGGAAGGAUUUCCAGGAUUGGUGCAUUCACUGAACGACUGAAAAGACGACGGCUGGAAGCCACGGAACGUACCAAAGGCAUCUUUUGGCCCAGUAGCAAUCCUCCUAUAUCACUAUUCCCAAGUCCCAACUGAGAUAUUUUCCCCUUUUAGAAUUUAAUUCUUCUCUAUUAUUUUUAUUUGCCACCACACUUUCUGUGCAGUUUCUCCACCCCCUUUCUUUCUACAUUAUGCCUUAUUAUUGCAACAUAUCAGAUUCGGUGUAGAAUUGUGUAACCUUCUGUAAUCAAUUAUGUCCUGAGCAAUGUGACUGUGGAUUGACAAGAAAAGAUCAUGUCUGAUAUCUAGCAUCUACAUGCUGCUUCGUUUGGGUAGGGGAGGGGCUCUUCAAGUAUAUGUUGGGUUUUUCCCUUCAUUCCAUGCUAUGAACUAAGAAUUUUAAAAGUCCGCCUGGAUCAAAUGCUGUUCUCACUGUGGAAAUGCUGUCUUCGGUUUCACAACCCCUAUCAGACUGUACAUUAUGUCAGCUACAGAAGUGGGAUGUGUGCUAACUGUCUUCUCUUCUUGUUAUUAUCCAAGACAUUUCAUAUUUAUUUGUUUAAAAAAACAAACCUUUGAUUACAUUUCAGGUGGACUGUUCCUUAAAAUGUUUUUAAUACUUAGGUUGUUCAUAUGUUUAGCUUUAUAUGGCCUUAUAGGAGACUUUUAAAACAAUGCAGUCUGCUGUUAUAAGAACAGACUUGUGAAUGUGCAGGUAUAGAACUAGAAAAUGCCUGUCUCUACAAAUACAAUAAAGACUCUUACUUAUUGAACUUCCAUAUGAUCCUCCAUUGUGCUCAAUUGAUCUGAAUGUACUGGUUCCAUAUUCAGCUCCAUGUAGCAUAAGAUUUGGUAUUCCAUUUGGUAACAUGUAUGUGUAUAGGAAUUUUAAAUACAGGUGUAGACUGUUCAAGCCAUUCGACAAUUAAGGAGUACCUGCAUGUAAUGUAAGAUUGCUCCUUUAAGAGCAGACUUAAGAUAUAUGGCCAUAAGGUAAACCAGGCGCUGUCUGAAUAAUUCUUAUUGAAUCUUGUACCAAUAAAAGCACACAUUUAUAACCUGUGCUACUGAUGUGGUUUGACAUUGAAUGGUAAGAAAAUAUACUGUACCUCACCUUAAAAACUUUCAGAGUUAUUCAAUAAAGUGAGGCAUUUUGAGAAUUUAACAUUUAAGGCUUAAUCGGAAGCAUAGCUGACAGACGAUAUUUCUUGUUUGACUAUUGUUACCUCUAAUUUGAUAUUCACUUUGAAUUCCUGACAUUGCUCACUUUGUGAAUAGCCCUCUUUAUGUUAUAUGUGAUGAGCAAUUAAACAAUAUGCUGUGUUAUACAUGUGACUAGAAACUGUGGCCAAUUUAGAGACACUGACAGAGUGCCCUUGCAUAAUCAUUCAUGGACAAAAGAAAAAUCAAGCACUUAACUUUCAGGUAUAAAGAACACCUCUUUAUUAAGUAGAAUGUGAUGAGACUGAUAACAUGAAGUACAUUGCAUUAGUGUGUUCUGUAACCGGUUAGCUGCCAAAGCCAAAUAUCCUCCUAAACUAUACAGCUAAAGUUGUCCUUCCUUCCUUUGUCCUUUUCCUUCCCUCCCUUCCUUUUAUGCCCCCACACACUGGCACGUUGUAAACCAAUGUUCACUUUCAAUUCAUACAGUGACCCACAAUGCCUGCCUUUGUAGAUUAAUUUUGCAUUGCAUUCGUGUAUUGGAGGUUCAGCUAACCAACAGUUCAAAGUGAAACACAAAAGUUUAAAGGGACACUAUAGUCACCAGGACAACUAGAGCUUAAUGCUUCCAGUGGCAGUCACUCAGACAGACACUAGAGGUGCUUCCCGGGUCAGUCCAGCACAACGUUCAGCGCUGAACAUUCCUUAUAGAGAUGGCUUGAUUCAAUGAUGAUUGGCCAGCGUGGCAUUAACCUCCCAAUGCUUUCCUAUUAGAAAACAUUGGAAUAGCUGAGAUCAGCAAUUCUGAUGAUCUCAGCCAAGGAGACUGAUUGGGGUUGAGCCAGUGCUGGCAGACCAGUGUGGUGCUUGAAUAAAGGUGAGUUUUAAAGGAGGGCAAGUGGGGACCAGCAACCUAAACAGUGUUUUUAAUACUAUAGGGUGAGGAAUUACACAUUCCUGACCCAAUAGUGUUCCUUUAAAGUUUAACCCCUUAAGGACCAAACUUAUGGAAUAAAAAGGAAUCAUGACAUGUCACACAUGUCAUGUGUCCUCAAGGGGUUAAGCUUAUUUUAUACACUCUGCUGGACCAUACACUAUUUCAACUUCCUUACAGACCUUUGUAGGGAUUGACAUGUUUAAGAGCCAUUAUAAGCUAUUUGUAACAUUUAGUACUAGUAAUUUUUAUCUAUAAUGUACACUUUAGAUGUUCCACAGGUUUUCUAAAUGUGUAAUGGAAAAUGUAACAUUUAAUUACAUGCCAUUCAUAUAAAUGUGAUCUUGGCUCAGUGCUGUGGUAUAUAUUGACUCCUGGCGUUCACAAACAUGUUACUUUGAGUUGUCAAAAGGUAGAGCUUUCAUUCUGAAGGCAUUGUGCAGAGAAUCAAUCUUUUUGCCACUCAUAAGUUUGAGUUUUCAAGGCGACAACUAGUUAUCAAAAUAGUGACUCAAGACAAGAUGGACAACUCUGGACCUUGUAUGUUCCUUUAUGAAGAUGGUUUGAACCUGCACCGUAAGGACUUCAGCUACCUUUUGAUUUAGAAUCCCAGGUGGUGGUUGUAAAAGAUAAGGUGUCUUGUAGCUGGUACAGGAAUUUGAAAGAUAGAAGAAGAUAUAUUUCUUUCAUUUUUCGUAAAACGAUCAUGGAGUUAAUAUUGUUCAUGCAGAUCUUCAAAAGGUAUCAGCAUGUUCUCACGUUAGAUUUAAUAUCUCUAGAAAGCAUGUACGUAAAACAUGAGUAACCGUUUAUCUUUAGUUCUUAUUUUACCUUGAAAGCAGUGGUGUCUACAUUUCUUUUUAUUUUUUUUUGUUCCAUCUAAGUCUUAAGUUUUUAUAUAACUGCACAGGAUUUAUUAAUAUCUGCAUUCACUACUGUAUACUGAAGUUUGUAUUUUGUAUGGCAUUUGAGCAUCAAUUGUUCCAUUCUAAUCGCAAUAUGUGUGGCAUGUAAAAUAAAUUUACAUAAAAGAAAAGU
This is a messenger RNA of Pelobates cultripes (western spadefoot toad), 49804 nucleotides long. The record is from the annotation of a GenBank genome assembly. NCBI's taxonomy places the organism in Eukaryota, Metazoa, Chordata, Amphibia, Anura, Pelobatidae.